AUGUCACACUUAAAUGUUAGCUCCGACAAGAAGUGGGAUCAAGACGCUUCGGAACUAAAUGUCGACGAUUCUGGAACACGAUAUCUGACUCUCGAGUUUCGACCGCAGCAUGCGUGAGUAAUUCCGUCUGUUAACCUAUUUAAAAUAAAAUCCUUUUCACUCAGUUGGGAUAUCGAUCGAGGAGUUUACUUGGAAUGUGAACAUGCUGAAAUAAAACUCCUUCACAUGUUUUGAUAUCAACACGUAGUUGCUGGAAUAGAGGGUAACUGCGAGGGAAUUUUAAGCUUUUGUUCAAGGUUAAUUUUAAACAGUCAGGAAAAGCAUACAGUGCCAUAGUCAAGGUUGCACUAUUUUUAGACUUAAAUUAAUAAUUAUUGAAGAAUUUAACAGUAAAGCAAUUUCGAUAUUCUUUUCGUUUGAGGCCGCUACUUAUUCUCUGUUUAAAAACCUUGAAUUAUAAGAGAGCUGUACAGUUAAUUGAUGUUAGUGUUAUAUAAAUUCCUAUAGUGACUCGGGCUUUGAGCAGAAUCUUAAGAAGUUUUUCAGCUCAUGUGGAGCACAUAGUUACCUUCCCCCCAAAGACGGUGAUGUGUGUGAAUUAAUUUAUAGUGAUAGUAGAAUUUCACAGCAUCUGGCGCUAUCUCUCCUCCUCCUCCUUCCCACAUGGACCCGGUGUCCAGACAACCAAGAAGACCGGAGGCGGGAGAGAGCGCAUGUGGAUGGCUUGCUCGAGCCCGCACCCUAGCGUCCCACACUACAUCCCCUGGUCUACCUAGCAAAUAACUAGGUUUUUGACAAAACAAUAAUGGGCUGGGCAGGGGUCUCAGUGUGCGCGACGCUUGCCGGCAGCCGGGUUAGCCAAUGCACCCCGAAAUUUUGGCAUUUGUUAUGGUGCGCAAAUUGGAUAACGCCUGCCAAAUUCCGAAAUGGUGAUACCGGGAGGCGCACAUGAAUAGGAUAUGCAUAGAAAUAGAAUACAGGUUGGAGAGCACGUGGUGGGAAUCAAGAAUAGUAAAAUUGCCAUAACCAGUUGAAACGUAAACGGCCCUACAUUUUGGACAAAAAUAUGGAUGAAUGCGGGAUAUGGUAUAGACAAAAAAGGUCGGAGGUUGAAGGGAAACGGAGUAGUCAUUAACGAACACAAGCCUCCAUAGACCUUUACAUUAUGCUGUCUCUUUUAGUAACCUCAACGAGCCAGUUAUUUGUGCUGCUCACAAAAGAUAAAAUUUUUACCUUAUUUGAGGGCACACAUAAUGUUUAAUUUAGCUGAAACAAUAAUGUGUGAUUCUAAGCAUGUCUCUGAUUUAUUGAGUUUCCCCUUUUCCGUGAGUAGCUAAAAUUAUAACAUUGUCGACUCGGCAGGAUCAGGACUACAUCACAUAACUCCAUUCAUGGACUGUCUCGUCUGCAAAACCUCACUGUCGUUUCUUUAGGCACACACUGCCUUAAGAGCAAAUAAGUUUAUUUUGUGCAUAAUUUCCCAUAAUGACUGCACGGGUUCUAGUCAAAAGUCCAGACAAGUAUUUCAUCGAACGUUUGUGACAGUAUGACACAGCGGCAAGGGAUUGCACCCAUAAGUGGGUCCCUCGACGUUUUCCAUGUGGUCUCCGGUAAAUACUCCAUUUUUUGGAUUUCGGCCUCCUUGUUCAGCAGCUUUAGCGGCAAGACCGCGCAGUAUGCCUAAACAGCCAACAGACAACCAGUAGUGUAUACCUGUCGCAUGAUCUGCUAAACUAAAGGCGUAAAUACGUGUUUCUCCGAUAUUCCGCGCAGUAUGACACAUCCGUCCUGUUCAAGCCCUGGUUGGUUACUCGCAUCAAAGGCGAUACUGCUAAUGCUAGUUAUAGGUAACUGUAGAAACGAUUAUUUUCAUGGGAAGAUUUUAUUACAGAAGCUGAAAAUAAAACCUGACCGAGACAACUUAACUCUACUGUCGAACCUAUGGAGCACGGAUUCGUGUAUUAUUUAUUUUUACAUGCAUGAAAUUUUAGUCGCCAAAUUCCUUUACUUUUUCUUCAUUUGCCCAGCAAAAAUUUUUGAUUCUUGAUAUGUUUUAUGUCACUGUUUGUAUGUUUAAUGUUUACUCUGCCAGUUUGAGUAUAAGGAAAGAGAGAGGAUCACUUUAAACCGCGGAGGUGAGAAAACGUGAUGCCGCAACACAUCUAAACCACAUAACAGUGGAUUCUGACUUUCUGUUGACAUGUCAUUAAAACCAUGCUUUUGCAUUGUAAGCUGAGUGAUAUACAGCGAUAUGCAAGUUCGGUUUUCGACGGUGGCUAAGUGUUGUAAAUUUGUCGAAAGAGGAAAUAAAGAUCCAAUUAGUACGUGAAUUACCGUUGAUGUAGACUGAUGACAAAUGUUUUCCGGAUAGUUCAGAAUAGAUUUAAAGAACUGAUGAGAACAGUUGGAAAACGAAUUGGACCAUUUAUAGAGUCUUUUUACUUGUAACAUAAGGGAAUUAUCAUACUUGAUGACAGUCAAAACCUCAUUAAUGAAUUAAGUAGUAUAUUUCGUUUUCGAAAUAAUUCCUAUAAUUUGCGGAGUGUUUGAAGAGGACAGUUGCAAAAGCCUCACGAUUGUCAUCAGCAACGAUGGUAGUAUUAGUAAGUAAUAUUCGAUUUGAAUUUCUUCCUCUCCAUUAUUUUAUCUGCCUUUUUGAACCAGUUGUUUCUCGACACAUUUAGCAUGGCCGGAAACGCCCUUCAUUAAAGUGACAAAAAGCCUUUCGUUAUCCCAGUAUGUUGGACGUUGAAACUUAAACUGCAUCUUUGUUUACAAUAGCUGAAUAGAUUGGGAAUCUGUCCUGAUUAACGUUGCCACAUGAUCAGUUGGGUGUAUUCCCCAAUACGUUUUUUAAGCUGGUGUUUAAAAUCCCAUAAUUGGCCUCUUAUUAAAAACAACUGAAGCGUGAAUUUUAAAAGCAGCAAUUCAGUUAAUUAGUGACUUGCUGUCGGGAAGUAAUUACUGCUCCUCCGGGGUUAGGUUUCCUUGUACAUACUUUCAUAUCUUUCUUUAAAAUAACAUACUAAUGAGAUCCCUUCGGACGACUCACGCUUAUCCGCCUCAACAAGAUCAGUGUCAGUGUUAAGGUUCCUUCUUAAUGGCGCAAGCUGAUAAUGACUGAAUAACAGAGAAAUUUGUACUUUUUAUUGCUAGCUAGCGGGCGAGUUAUUGGAUGAAUCGCCGCAUAAGGGCUAUUCACGUUAGGAAUAUCCGGUAUAUUGAUAUCAACUAUACGAGCUAAAACCAAAAAACUGUCAAAAGAGGAUUGCACGUCUUAACGCCAGCACUGUAUUUCAAAGCGCUACCUUUCAUUAUAAACCACUUAUUGGGCGUAUAUGGCGUCGGAUAAUUAUUUACUAUGAAAAUCUGUAUAUCUUUUCAUUCCAACGCCCAUCCCGAUUUUGUGACCGUAGGUGGCAUAGAAUUGAUUUCCGCAGCGUUAAUACUUUCCCCCAAAAAACGCGUUCUGUGGAAUUUCAGUGGCAAAUUUCCUUCAGUUAUAAAAUAAAACACAAAAAAAUGUAGGCGAUUUUUUUAUUGACACAUCAUACUUGACGACCCAAAAUGAAGUGGCACCCUUAACGAUAAUUGUCUUAGCAUCAGCCAAGCAUCUGUCUUUAUUCUCUGGGGACCAGAAUGACAGUUCUCCUCUCCAUCCCUUUUAGACUGAAUAUCAAUGACGCAACUGCUGCGGUUAUCCCUUAAAGCACUUAGCUCAAACAUGUACCGUGGGUCCAAGGUAGCUGACUUCGGGCUAUUUGCUUAAACCUUUCCUCCCCUUGUCUCCUAUCCCCGGUUCUGCACUGCAUCCAGUUAGAACGUACAGCAGAGUAGGCCAGCCGUGCUGUUAAACAUCUAAUUGUGGUCUUUUAGCCAAACACAUGAAGACUGGGAGCGUACGCUCACCUUUGUACAUGUUAAUAAAAUUGACUGUCCACUAGGCAUAGAAACUCUAAAUGUAUAAUUCGUGUGAAUGAGAGAUGAACCGCUCUAACAGAUUAAGUCUGGACCCUAACAGACCAGCAAUUUUACUGAUUAUUUUAGCUAAAAUGCGCCUUUUCGUCAGUUAAUUGUGCUUAUUCCGAAAACACCCUUCAAUUUUUCCGGAUUCCCUGCAAUGAAAAGCAUCCAUUUUGAGCAGUGCAAUCAGUUUUGAUGCCAAUAAUAUUGAACGCACAUUUUCACAACUUUCCCGACGUCUGCAUGAAAAUGCAGCAAAAUGCUUAAACACGUCUUUGAUCUUGCAACCGUGCUGAAACGUAUAAUGCGGUCUCCCAAACUCCCUGUUGGUUAAUGCCAUCAAAUUCUGACGCGAAUUUGAUGUAAUGGUAAUUUCCGAUGAAUAAUCGACAGGCUUGCUGAAUUUAUAUGUACAAUAGGUGGUUUAACUUAUGAAAUGUCAACCGAAAUUCCGAAAUGCACUUUCGUUUCGAAAAGAUUAAGUAAGUAGCGUUGUAAAACUAAUCAUCGUGCAGCAGAAUUUUAUAAUAGUUCAGUCAUCGCAGAAUGCCGGCUUUCGAAGAAACUUCUUUCCGGUUGCAUGCAAAAGCCACACUCUGUAAAAAGUGAUCACUUAUGUAGCAUACAUUUUUCUCGUUGAUUUCCGAUGCCCUUAAAAAUUCAAUUAUACUUCGUGGAAAACAUGCACAAAACUAUUCAUUUUUGCUUGGUUGGUAGAAAAUGAUGUUUGCUUCCAAUUUUAUGCUCGGAGGAAGGGUAUAAUUCGGUUUUAAAAAAAGUUUCUAAUUGUGGGAAUUUUUAAUACCGUGAAAUGGUCCUUCAUAAAAUGUCAUGUCUCUGCCUUUAACAAUGUGGCUUGUAAAACUAGCAAUAUGGCUCCAAUCCAUUGCUAAAUUUUAUGAAAAGCAUAUGAUCUCCCCCUAAUACCGUAGAGAAAUAUAUGGUUUUCCGUACGCCAAAACUACGCGGCUUGUAGAUUAUAAACCCCGAAUGCAUGUGUAACGGCGUGUCGGGGUUCAAAAUUAUUCGGGAAUUGGAGAAGAUUUGAAAACCAAAUUAUACCCCUCCUUUGAGCAUAAAAUUGGAAGAAAACGUCAUUUUCUACAGAAUGAGCUGAAAUGAAUAUUUUAAGCCAUGGAACAUAACUGAAUUUUAAGGGCAUCUGAAAUCAAUGAAAAAAAUGCAUGCUGUCUAAGUGGUCACUUUUUACACUGUAUAGUACUUGCAUGCAUCCAGAAAGAAGUUUCUUCAAAAGCCGACAUCCUGAGGUCAUUGAAUUUUUAUAGAAUUAAACUGCGCGAUGAUUAGUUUUACAACCCCACAUAAUUAAUCUUUUCGAAGCGGAAACGCAUUUCGGAAUUUCGGUUGGUUCAGUUUGCCUACCCACUGUAAUAUGAUAUACCCUGGUAACGGGUGAAACGAACACUAAUCCAUUGUUAUUUCGGUUCGGGGUUGCAACAUAGUUGGUUGAUUUUGACAAAUAAGUCACAAAUGGCUAUUUCGUCCGUCCCCAUCCCUGUGGAUCUCAAUUUCCACCUGCUGAUUUCUAGUCGUUAUUUGUUCCCAUGAGGAGGUUAUUGACAUGAGCUCCAAGGCAACACGACACCACUCAUAUUGUAUUCCGCAGCUGAAGUUCCUCGGACGAAGGCGUUCUCAUGUGAUUCGUAUCCACACAUCGACACAUUACAAGGCGUACAUUUGUUGUCCAACUGGUUGGACGUUUAGCUUGAGUGUCCGAUGACCGCCUAGUAGUUGUUAGGAGCACAGGCACCAUGAGCCUUCGGUUGGUGUAUGACUGGUUGAUGCCAUUAAAUAAGCCAAAAAUGGCUACUUCGACUUCUUUGUCGGCAACAUUGCCUUGUGUUUUAGAAGCCAACUGAGAAAGAUUAGUGUUUGCAAUAGGUACAAGCUCUUCGGUGAUGUUUACUGUAUACAGUGCAAUACUGUGUUCACCUUAUGCAAAUACAAGUGUUAUCGUAUCUUAAGACCACUAUGAGAUAUAUCACCUAAGUUGAAGGAUUUUCUGCGAACGGGCUCUCGAAGAAACUGUUGGGAUCGCGGCACAUAAACAAUCAUAUUGGACAACGAAGCUAAAAACUGAUUAGGCUCUAGCUGGCGAUUGUGAGAGACUUGAAUUCAUAUUCUAUAAAAGUCCUAUCAAUUGUUUCUACACAUGCUGGCUAAGGCCGAGAUUUUCCCUUGUCUAGUCGGGAGCUUUUUGGCUACAUAAAUUACCUCCGCCAACACAGUAUCCCCUUCGGUGUGUGAAUUUUGUCUAUUUGGAACCCGUUCCAGUCCGUAGCCGAGCUGGAGCCAACGAUUCAUGCUGUCGAAUAGCAAUCAAAUUCUUGUAUCCCCCUUGUACUAACUUAGCAAUUAGGCGUUCUCUCCGAUGUUUACGACUGGCAGGCGAGAAACUUCGGGCUAGAACAUGCUGGAUUUUCACUAAAUAAUCCAAACCAGCAAUUUAUGGGUUUUGCCAUAAUUUUCAGGAAUUAAGAAAGUACUGGAAACUAAAACACGGCAUGCAUCUUUUCCAUUUCCAAACGCAAUCUGAAUUUUGCCCCUUAUGGAUAACCCUAUGAACGUGAUCUACGCUGCGCUUGAAUCAGAGUCUUUUGGGAAAUACAAAACAACAGAUUUCAUGAAGCCUAGUCUUGAAUUAGGCUUGUAACGAUGUCAUAACCAUUUGGAAAAAAGCAUCCAUCCUUGUAUUACUGUGCUUAUCAGGUCUUUUGUUUGUCGGUUCCCGGAGGUUAGAUGGUGACAUCUAAGUGGAUGUCAGUUGCACUAUUCACUGUCCCCGAAAGUUAGAAAUACAGAAAGCACAGUAGGCCCCAUCGGCUAAAAGUCUUGUGCGGAAAAGCCAUCAAAGCACCUCGAUGUCGUCAAAAGACCGAAAAACAAUUCAUAGUUAAGAUAAACACGAAAAGUGUCUUAUUGCCACUUUUAUGUAUACAUACUGUAGUCAAUAGCUAAGCCCUGAGAUUUUGUGGUCAGGCAAAUGGUAAACGUACGCAAAGGGCUCAUGUAAAUUUUAGUGGGUAGACUUUCGACGCGGCAGACCGGAAGGCAAAGAAACAAAUCCGUGGAAAAGGACAGAUCACAAAGAAUGGUUCUGACUGUACGUGGAUCUUUUUUACUAAACCGCGAAAUGAAUACGAAAUCUGUGUAGCAUGAAAGAAAAUGGAAGGGGCAACAUGCACCAGUAGACGACAGAAAAGGCAUAUAACCGUCUGACUUAGUUCAUUAGCUUAAGCACAUCUUUUCUAAUGGUAUCAGUUUUUGGAGGACGACAGAAGAAUAGACUAGGAACUUUUAUAACUGUACACCAUUCGAGGAAGGCCAAUGCUGACAAACAACCUGGGAAAAGGUUUCAUCUCUUAGCAAAAGAUUACGAUUUAAUGAGAACUAUGAGACAUUUUGUGCAUGCCCCCGAGAGCCUGGAAGUUCAGAUUUUCUAUGAUAGUAUUCUUAAGGACAACACGAUCAGUAAGUAGAGGGUCCUUGGUGCAAAGAAGAAACAGAGCUGUGAAAAAUGUGUCCUUCAGUCGAGCCCUUGCACUUCGAGAGGAAUUACGGACUCGAACGUUUGUGUGGAACAAAAUAUGUUUGAAAACAAAAUCUGUCUGGAAGCCACGAAACGAUCCAGUCAGCAAGGGCACGCUAGUAAACGUCUUUCUGGAGGAGACUUCGACGAAUGAAAUAGGAGGUAAAACAAACAUCGAGGUGUAAAUAAGCACAAGGCAGUGCCUGAAGGCACAAGGACUGAACACGAAAGGUAAACGCAGCCUCUGAAGUAAACUCCCUUGUCCUCUAGUUCAGAAUCCAUGAAGGGCGAAUCCAAGUUGCUUAGGCCGCUAAUCCCCCAGUUAACUUGAGAGAUUCUGCUACAUGGAGGCAUAAAUAAACACGAAUCUAGAGCUUACUGAGCAUAGCUGUAAUCCAAACCCGAUAUCGGAUAUCGUAUUCGCAAAAGCAAAAACGGAGAGAGUAUCAACAGAAGUUCUGUCAAGGGAAACUUCGCGAACUGUGACUCGCCGAGGAGCGGAGGGUCCAACGGGCUCGGUAAUGGAUGAAAUACGAGCAUUGGCAAAUACUAAUCAACUGCAAGUGUCGAAACUGAAUUAGGAACACUUGACGCUAAUGGUAAUGUAUCUGAAACUUUGGUCUUUAUAGGAACGGAGAAUGAAGCGUUGCUUGAGCACGUCAUAUUUGAUAUACGCGUUUGUCACUAAGGUUAAAUUGGACCAUAAUUGUUCGACCUCUGGCAUACAUUUCCAGAUCGCAUUGUAUCUCGUGAAUGCGAUAACCUCAGCACCAUUUCAACGGCAUUGUUGGGUUCUGCCCGUAGCAGAACCAACAACCAAUAAUCCCAUCGCUUAUUAACACGCGCACCUUUACUAAGCUCUGAACCGCCCAAGUAUUGAAUCUGGUCGGCAUAACUAUACAUCCUUAUGACUAAAUAUUGUGCCACACCAACAAAAGUAAACCCCCAUUGUGUUACCGCAGUGAAUUGCUACAUUUUAUGCAGCGUUAUGACGCAAGUUAUCACCAGUAAAAUUAGUAUUGUAAGCAUGCCUUAAAAAUGUAUCAUUUGUGAGGUACAUUAUUUAACGUCGGCUGAACCAUUAUAUUUCAAGUAGAUGAAGAUGGCCAACAUAUGUCUAAAGUAUCCUUUCUAAGGUCCAUAGCCAAAUGCAAAGGAUCACACAACGAGAGAAAGCAGUGAUCACGUUAGCAUGAAUUUCGGGAAGCGGACAGGGUGGUUAGAUUUUGGUCAUGCCAUCAAUGGAAUUUACGGUAAAGAUAAUUUAUGUGCCGUCACCCAACAGGGCACGGGAAUAGGAACUCCCGUGUUGCUGGUGGCUUUGGGCUGACCUCCAAGGCGAUUAGGUUAAGGUUACGCUUGAGUUUUAGGCUAGAAUUAGUAUUAGGGCCACAUGAGUGAUACUCGCAUAAUUUACCGACACACACCGUGCUUGAGAAACCCCUGUAUGCAGGCAUUAAUGGAAGAAGCCUGAAAUGCCUCAUUGCCGAAGAGGAAAUUUUCGACUUAACGAGAUGGUCAAACUCCCGCAAGCAGAAUUCAUAGUGCAGCCCUUUUUCACGUCCUAAUGACUUCAAACAGGGAUCAGCAGCUGCAGCAGUUCAAUCAAAAGCGGUUUUAUAAAAAAACAGAUAAUUAAAAGGUGGUGUUCGAAGACGUACCUGGAAUCUUGAUAUUUCAUUUACCACCAGAAAGUUUAAAAUUUUUGAGACUGACGUGAGAACCUCAGUUAAUACUGAAGGGAAUGUGUUAGCGAGAAGUCUCAUUUAUCCAUAUAUGCCAUUCCCCCAGUCUGAUUAGUAAGUUUUACCUCCCUUAUCAGUAGACAUUUAGAACUCCUCACAGAACAGAGAGCUCAGUGCCGGAGAAAAUAUUUUAAGUUAAUCAGUGAAAACGCAAAUAUCGGGCAUCGAGAUGAGUGUAAAAUGAAUUUGGAUUUGGGAGUCAGAUGGUACUGCAUAGCGUAUGUCCAUGGUUGUAAGGUAGCCAGGCAUACGAAUAGGACACACAGGCAGCCAAAAAAAAUAUUGCGUCAAACAGGAUUCGAGAAAAUUUACUCUGCACACCAGCAGCAGUGAUUUAAUCUGUCAAAUUAUACUAACAACAUAGAGGCUUUGAAAUGUUCCUUUUCAUUAGUUGGUCAUAGGCUUAAAAGAAAUGUCGGUGUAAUUCAUGCAAGGGUAUAAGUAGAGGAAGUAGGUCCCAUCUACCGGAAACAAAUGACCUUCAUUUUUUGUGCUUAUUUAAUGAAAAUGUGAGUUUCCGGUAACGCGGUUUUUGAACUGUGAACCAUUCGUCGCUGAAGCAUACAGCGUAGGAUUCAGCGAUUUAACAGUUUUAUGUUUAAAUGCCAUUUGCCGGUCGUAAUGAAGCUUUAGGCGAGGUAAAAUAGGACAAACCGUCGCACGUGGCUGAAACUCACGCCUAGGUGUGGAUUGGGAGUUGAUCUACGAAUUUUCAGUGCCAAGUGUAGCUGAAGGUGAUUCUGAAAGUUAGAGGGUUUGCAUAAACGUGCUAUGUAUUGGCGCAGUUAAUCAAAAUAAUUUUAGGACGCAGCAUUCUGUAAUCGAAUUAACUACUUAGUAACAACGACUGGGCCGCUAAAAUUGCGACCUGAAUGCCAUUUGGAUUGUCAUUAGGUUGUACUUAUUAUCGAAAUGUUCCAAGGUCAUUUUUAAGAGCCUUAAGUUUUCUUGACCUGGGCCCUAUCAGUUUUCCAGUGAGCAUCAAAGUGCCGCAAAAGUGCAAGAUUUCACGUGAAGCACAUAUGUAGUCUGAUUUACUCAUGCGAGGACUACGCCUAUGCAUCAGCAGAACUUUCAGUUCAAUUUAUAAUCCUCUUUUAAAGGCCCCAGCCGUACUCGACCUCUACUUUAUUCUGGUAUUCCGUGAUGCUUAUUGAUGACCCAGAGCGUUACACACAGGUUUAACGGCGUCUAUAGGCCUUGGAUCUGUCAUCAAAUUGUGUCACAAACGAACGUGGGCAGCAGUCGGGUCUCUGUAGCGGUUGCUUGGGCUCCCAGCUGUCACGAUUGUUGUCAUGGCGGGUCACAAUUUGGAUGAACGCCUGUAACGACGGGUUUGAUCUCAUGCAUCCGUGUCUGCACAUAUCUGCUAAUCUCUAUAAUGUAGUUGCCUCGUUCACAUCUACACCGGAGUCCGCAAACGACGGACGGCAUCUUUCGCUCUGCGCGAGGUCCCCUUCUUUAAUGUCAAAUAAAUUCGCAACAGGUUUGUUCGUAUUCCACCUGGCAUCGAGAUGUGGACUGAACAUGACAACUUCGGACAAAUGCUUGCUGUAUGUUCUGAUAAUUCGGUCCCGCUCUCAAGCCCUCAUUUUGUAAUUAAUUUGAAACGCCUGUAUAAAAACAAUAAGGGAAGAUGCAUUUAUAAUCAUCAUAUGAGGGAAUUAUUUGUGAAAGUAGGGAAGAAGGAAUAGUCAUUUUUGGCUGGUUGUGCUGCAGCAUACGGUCAGCUGCAAUUGGUAAUGUAUGUAUGCCGUCACAUGGCUAUGCAGCGGUCUGAAGUGAAACUCCAAAUCAAAAUCCAGCAGCUGUUUUUCGUCCUGCGAUCAACUCGAAGUUGGUGAAGGUCACUUCCACGUGACCUGUCUAGUUUCAUUUGUAGCCCUGUUAGCAAGUAAAUAUCAUGCCAGUACUGCCGCUAAGUCCUAUUUUUGACCAAAACUAAUCACAACCUUUAAAUGGGUAACGAAACUUUGAAACGCGGGCUUAAACUGAGGUGUUCUUGAGUCUAAACGCGUCUAAAUACAUGCGUAUAAGUUGGCCCAUCUUACACAGAGAAUACAAGCAAAGUGAGACAUUUUCGCCAACUGCCGUCCAAAGUGAACCACUAAACAGACCUGUAUGUUGCAAAAAAAGUAUUUCCGCUGUGCAAUUACCUUUUAUGGGAUCAGACCUCUUACAUUAGCUUUUGCAGACACAUCUCAGUCACCUGAAAUCUGGACGUUGGCAUAUAUUCUCUACUUGUAAUAAUACAGUGAUUGGAUUGUUUGCCUGGUUUUGUGUUUUCCUUGUUAGGAUGGUUAUCACUGACCUACCCGAAUGAAAUGGCUUUUCUGCGCGUGAGCGCUUACUAUUACAAAUUUGGUGAAAUGAAUUCUCUGCUUCAACGGGCCGUGUGUCCUUGAUGCUAUCACAUUAACAAGUAUUUUUGCUCAUAACUGCAUUGCCGUAUUUUGCCUGUAGUUUUGACUACGAAAACGGUUCUUUGGGCGAAACUUGCAGCGCUUUAAUUCGGGACCUGUUAAGCAAUAAUCAUUUUUAUUUUUGACAGAGAAUGACCCGGACUGACCCCUGUCAGCCUGCCGUUAUCCUGCCUUUCUUUGGUCACACAAGUAGCAGAAAGGACUAGAUACUCUGGGAUAGGCUGUUAAUGGCGGCAAAACUUAAUGUGGAAAUAGGGUUUAUUUCUUCCUGGCAGGAAUGUCACGCUAUUAGGGCGAGAGGGGGAUCUCUUCGCCCGGGGACUUGUCGUACCAAUUAGUUGCGGUUGCGAGGCCCAUUUCUGACCAUUUUCACGAAGGAUUUGCCAUGAUUUCUCCGCAAAACGUAAGCUUUCGCGGAUAAUAUGGAUGCGACUAUUCAACACAACUCAGUUCUCUAGAUUGUUCGACAGCCAAUCAUUUUCUUCGCGGUACGGCAUUCGUGCUUUGACACUGGCGACAACAUCGCUUGCACGACUGAAUGUGUUUUUACGGAACAGGUAUUCCGGCACGAUUAUUCAAACAGCUACUCACGGGAACUUCGUCCAACAGGUUAAUCCACGAUCGUGGUAGUGCCGUUCACCAGUCAAGCUACAUUGCCGUAUGGCAGUUCGAUUCCGCCCUGAAAUUCGAGCUUGAGCCCACAAGUGUAAUGUCACCGCCACCAUCAAUUAGUCUUCAGGUGGCAGCCGUGUGCUUACUGUUUUAUGUGUCGGCUUUAUGUCUUAAGGACUACAACUUUGUUUAUUUAGGGGAAGAUGCUGAGGUUUUUUUGUUACGGUUGAACUGAGCACCUAAGCCUUUUACGACAGCAUUUUAAUUAUCCAUACUCAUUCGGUGGGCGUGCAAUGAAGUUCAGGUAGAAUUUGCGCGAAGCAUACGAACUGGCGCCUUGUUAUGUUUUAUGGGCUUUUAGAAAUAGCUUCUGAGUUUUAAAAGCAGAAGGUGCGGUUUUCGACAUCAUUCGAUGUGGCGUUUCAUGUGAACAAAUGCUCCAUUCCUUAUAGAAGACUGGAGACUAUGCUUACAUUUUAAAAUAUUCGAAUCUGAUGCAUCAUCGCGCCUACUGCGUAAAUUGUUAUUGCUCAUGUCGCUGUGGUUUGAACUUUGUGCACCCACCUGGAGCAUGCGACCCUGGUCAAUGUUAGAUGACGCUCCGCCGAUUUCACUCUCGUCAGAGGUAAUUGGUGAACCAGUGCGCCGCACUCCUCACUUUACUUUUCAUGAGUCCAGCCCUCGAGCGGGGGUAAUGCAGGCUCCCAUGGCUCGAGAGCAGGUCGAUGGAACGCCGAGACUGGACAAUCUUUUGCAGCCUAGCCGCUAGCAUUUGUCUUAUCCUGCUGAUAUUACCUCGUGCUUUGCCUCGUGUUGUCUCUGGCUGUAAGUUCACAGUCUGCGGCGUCAGUUGGUGUUUGUGAAUCCACUUCUAUAGCUUUGGCCCUUCAUCUCGAACGCACUUGUCUCCUCCGCAACUGCUAUGAGCAAUUAAUGCUUGCUCCUGCAAUGAAAUUUCAUCUUGUGUUCAUUACCUGACUGUAUGAUGAUGAAUCAGGCUUGUGAGUUGUUCCUACUCUGAGUGGUGUGGAUGUGCCACCCGAUGUCCGUGGCAGCUUCUGAAAGCGGGAUGCUACCCCGCAGCCCAGGUUGGUUCGGUUCGUUAUGCUUGUUUUCUCGAGACCAUCAGCACCCUUCAACGAAGGCUCAUGUCUAGAAACUAACUCCAAGGGACUCCUGUAGGCGUUUUAUGUUUUGCUUGGAAGACGUGCUGUGGUGAGAUCGCAUUCUCCGAUAGAGCAUACACACACAGUUUCCCUUAUUACAGCUGUGGGCUCUCAUAGUAAUCCGUUCUCUGCAGUGUCCAAGGCAAUAUCCUGCAUGCUAUUAUGGCUAGUUGACCACGGAGUAAGCGGCAAACGACAAUGUCCAGGAAGGGAAGCAGGUUUUACGUUUCCUUCUCCCUUGAAGAUAUCGGGAAUUAGCUCAUCUCUGAGGCGAUCGAUUCCUUGCUGGUCGAUAGUGCCCAAGCUGACUUUUGAAUUGUUGCCAGAGGGGAAGUUUUGCAAAUCUCUGAGGAUGGGAAGUAGAGGAAAAGGCCUUACCCGAAUCCAUCCAGUGCUCCUGGACAGAGGUCAUCCGUUUGCCCGUAUUUAUAAGUCGCAGCUUGUUGAAACUCGGAGAGGACGCUUCGCCUUCUUCUUACGUCGUUGUCUAACCGGUGCAAGUCUAUUGUGAAGAAAACGCUUGUGUUGAAGAAACCAACCUGCAAAACUACAACUGUUCAUGUAUUAGCACCAACCGCUGUUGGAGAGGGUGGACUCAGGUGCGCAUAAGAGGGCUUAAAUCUGACGCCCACGCUGGGCACGGCCUUGACGUCGACUCAGUUGGGACGGUGGACAAAGAGACACCGAUCGCACAGCAAGGCAACUCCUUACUGUCUGCCGAGUUCGGGUCAAUUGUUCCUAUUUUAAACCUUUUUUUUUGCAAUCACAAGCUGAUGUAAAAAAUUGAGCUCUGAGUCACUUUCAGGCAGGUGGUCGAAUUUACUAAAAUGUCCAUUUUUUCAUGCAAAAUAAUAUGCUCUCAUAGAUGACGGAUUAAGGAGGUGAGAGCAAUGCACUACCCACAGGACUGAAAACACAUGCGUUUUAGGGUAAUUGACAUGAUAUGCUUUUUAUACGUAGAUCAGCGCGGACCUGAAAUUCUUGGUAAAAACGCCAGCUGAAACUUAUCAGAUGAUCCUAGUAUGAAAGUAAGUAUUGUCUGACUCUCCAAACGAGACAUCGUUCUUAUGGUACACGGUACACCAGUCCAGUAAGUGUGUUAAUCUGGUUCUUACAGACUAGAGAGUUAAAAUGACUUAUAACGAGAACUUUCAGCAUCGGUAUAUCGUUUAACCGAAGUGCCGAAAGCAGAGAAGUUAAGGUACUGCGGCUGAAUUACUAGUCUAGAGUCGUUCGAAUGCGGCGGGGCGCGGUGGGUGCCAUCGUGGACGCCUGACGAUGGCGAGAGAGGCGUGUGAGCGAUAGGCCAUGUUUGAACUGUUAUAUUCGUCUGUGCCUGCACUGCCUCCGCCCACCCGCUAGCCGCUCCAUUGGCGUUGUUGGUGCUGUCUCUCCCUUUCGUACCUUGCAUGUUUUAGGUAGGAAUACAAGGCCUAAUAGGCCGUAGGAAGGGCCACGCAGCGACUUUUGAAUGCUGCGCUUGGAUUUAAGGUCCUUUAGUGUCCUUUCCGUGGUGCCAUCGUCCGCUCAGCGAAUACUUUCUGCAAUUCUGAAGGUGAAAGUGAACCCAGACGUAGCUAAGUAUUCCGGCACCGAGAACAAAGGAUUCAUCCCUCCCUCUACACCAUCGCUGGCAACGGUAUAGAUAAGGGCCCCACUUAACUGCCAGUAGACUGCGGAUCAUGCCAUACGAGAUUUAUGGUAAAGGACGUUUUAUGGGUGGGGCAACAUGCUAGACAGUAAGCUGACAAAAGGAAAGAAAACACAUAAAUUGCCUGGAUUUAUGCUGAAAGUCUUAUCCUUCGCUAUUGUACGACAAUAGAAAUGGGAGUAGUAAUUAAACAAUAAACGAAAGGUGAAUUGCAUAAAAUAACGGAGUUUAAGUUAAGUUGUGAGGUCGUGGGAAGCAAUCGUUGUCGGCAGCGUAAUUUCUGCAACGGCCUGCAACUGCAUGCCAAGAUAAAACCCCAUAUGACACGAUCCACAGUCUACUGACAGUUAAGUGGAAUCCUUCUCUAUACCGUUGCCCCAUCUCGUUCAGGGUUCUGGGGCUACAAGGUUGUCCACCUGACUUGUGGACGUUCCCGUACGUGCUGCUCAUACGCGCACAGGUUUGGCCGUCCAGACAACCACUACCGUUCUUUCCCCAUGUGGUGCAAAAGUCCAUCUGGACGCGGGCUCUUGGACCUGCCGUUAUAAACUUACAAAAUCAGUGGACAUUCCUUGCUCUCACCCUUUCAGUCUUGGCCUAUCUUGUCACCACACAGUCUGACCUCUUCGAUGGCCACUGCUGCCAGAGAAAGCAGCCGGUGUUCCGUACAAAAUAAUUUUAUUCUGCUGUCUUCCAUCUUUCUCUGCCAACCGGUAUUGGCGUGAUGAUUCGGGCGCUUGGAGUACUCCCGCUACCCCAGUGUCAUGCUAACAUAAGCCCCGGGCUAAAUUCCACCUUACCUACUACUUUUCUAUUUCUCUUUUCAGUCCCAGUACGUCAAUUGUAAGAUGAAUAAAGCCCUGUUAUAGGGUAUUCUCGUUCUGACUCUUACAGCCAUAUUCGUUCGUCCUCUCCAUCUCGUGUGCUUGCUACGGUCCUAACUACUACACCGAGCUGCCACACUUGUGUAUUCAAAAUGUUCUGCUCCGUCUCUUCUAGGAUUUUGGAUUGUUAUGAAAUUUAUGAGACCCAGAAGACAGCGUUCGACGUUCCGCCCCCAAGCGUCUGCUUUCAGACCUCUUUUACUGGCCGUUCAAGUAGGACAACCGUAAUAAACUAAUUUCUCUGACCUACAAUAAUCACAUGGGAGUGUAUUAAUAUGUUUUACGAGCUUAGACGCAUAAUUCCGUGUGAUCUUAUAGGUUAGAGUGGCGUGCUUCUUAAGGACAAUGACAGUGAUCGUCUUUAUCGAAAAUACAACCAUGUACACUAGAAGGCUUUGUUGGUUUUUGUUUUUAGUGUCCACCUGGCCUCGUCUACGUGACCGAAAGUUCAGACCACUACAUGUACUAUUUCAGUGAUCUCGCGUUCAUCUUUGUUGCAGUUUAGUUUAUGUUUAGCUCAAGCGUCACCUUGCCAAUGUAUUCUAAGCGGAAAUUUUGGUCUCAGUAUUUCGAGUCAGACUCUAUUGUCGAGCAGUUUAACCUCGAUUUUACGCCAGCAAAAGGUCUGCCGAAAAACAGUAAGUUAAAUCAUAAUGUGGUAGUAGGGACCGGAAUCUCGGCUUGGUCCACUUAGGAAGCUGCGCAAGCCAUAAAAUUUACCACUUUGGGUAUUCUUUCAUAGGCCAAAGUCAGAGCUUAAAUAAAUAAAGUCGAGAUAGCCGCAGUUACGCAUUCGUUUGGUUAAACCCCGAAAAAUCAUCUACGGCCGAACAACAAGCCGGAACACGUUGACCCCUGUGAGAACAAUUGUCGCAAUUUAAACAAUUUUAGCGGUUUAACCUCGCGUAUUUUCUACAUGAUCGUUUGUUUGCGUCCAGAAAACGAGGUUAGUUUGAUCUGCGAAACCAAUCAAAUCACUCUGUUUAUAUGCCUUUGUCAAGGAUGGUCCUCACAGCAUGGUGUGUGCUGGGAGUUCCAUGGCACCUGGUUCCUUGCCGGUAGAUGCGCUUGCGCUCUGGCUGGGUAUACAGGUCAUGAGCAUGGCUCUCCUUUCGUCCUCCUCUUCCUCCUUCAGACCCGUCGUUGUGUUGUUGUUGAUGAAAAUCCUGAUCAUGUGUUUGUUGUGGACCAGGCGAUGUGAUGGUGCGCCUACGACCGAAUCCGCCCGUGCCAGUCACCUGUGCCCUCCCUCACAUCCGAUCUUCUUGACUGUGUCUUGACACUGGACCCAGAUGGAGGUGGAGGAGAGAGUGUGGUGGGUGCAGCGCAAGUCUACUCUUACGAUAACCUAAUUGACAAGCAGGUCACAAUGCGUGCUUUCACUCUACUGCGGAGCACGCCGUGGAUAUUGUCGGGCAAGACAGUCAAACUGUCGGUGCGUGUGUGUGUGUGUGUGUUUGCCCCCGAACAGGCCGUGCGGUAGAUGCGCUGGGCCAACACGUGGACUACAUCGGAUUCCGGCAGGCGUUAUCGAGAAUUCACACCCAUAACGAAUGCCAAUAUUUGGGGUAUGAUGGCAGGCCUAGUUGCAGGCUCAAACCGCACCGUUUGAUUUCUCUGCUGCUCCCAUUUUUGUUCACAAUCCUGGUCAAGUGCUGUUGUGAACCAGGGGGUUUGGUGGCGCGUUCAGGUGCCGGUGUACGUCGUGCCAGCCACUUGGGUCGUUCCCGCAUCUGAUCUUCUUGACUUGCUCAUGACACCGGGCCCAGGUGGGGGUGGAGAGAGUGCGGUAGAUGCUGUGCAGUUAUACUGCCCCAAUAAACAAAUUCAUGUCAAAGUCACCCUUCUUGCUCUCAUCCUUUUGUGGAGUUCACGGUCAUACUGUUGUGUGUGUGUGUGUCUUUCUGUCCCGGUGUUUUAAUCAAGUGCAUCCCACGACGGGCUGCGCUUUAGGUGCAGCGAACAAAACGGAGGCCACGUUCUGCCCGCAAGAGGCCUUAACUACGGCUGUACAUGUGUGUGAAACGCCUUAGAUGGAGGCUUCCAAGCCAAGUUAGCCACUGGGUCGAGGCCUAUCAGACUUGGACAGUUGAUUAGUGCAAAGGAGAGUGAAUAGAAAUUGAGACCGAAAACGGAGAGGAAUUCCUCCUCACGGCAAGGCAGCGCACUGCGCACAAUAAUAAGUCUGGCGCGCUUUAAUUUUUCACGACGCGCCUCGGAAAUUUGGCAGCUGGCAAGGUAACUCUGCCCUACUCAGCGCCAGUCUACAAUGAUUCCUUCCUAAUGUGGCUUUUAUUACAGUCCUAAGCAUGUGAGUUUCGAGACUCACUUUAAGUUUGGCGAGUACAUAUGAAGCAGAGACCACGUCGUGCGUGACUAAUUACGGAGCUGGUGACCUCAUUGCUGCUAGUCUAGCUCAGAACGUUUACAUAGCUAUUGGAUAACUGACGAUGCCUUACCCACAGAUAGGUUCAAACGAGAGUCUGACAUCCAAAUCGGAUCUGCACAGUCGCCGGUCCUCUAGUUCUCCUUACUUCCGUGCAAUCAGGCAAACAUAACAGCGAGGUCUAUGUGACUGACACAACUUGUCUGUUUGUAGGUCAUGCUUUAGUGUAAGUGAGAUGCAUCCCCUUUUAGUAUUCGACAAUGCCACAUCUAUAUGUGCUGAAACGAUUGUGAAACCGCGCUUGAAAAAUAAGAAGACGUAUUUGAGGAAGUAGACUUACUCAGUACGACACUUAGCUCUUUCAAAUACUUGCAUAGGUAAACGCUAGGCUGGGCGGAAAAUCAGUGAGCUCCUGACAACGUUACGCCGGUAUUAUCAGUUUUAACAUAAUCCAAUGGUUAAGCCUGGGUAACAUUUAUGAUUGAAGUCUUUAAAUACUGGCUUUUUUUGCCUUCGAAGGAGAGGAGGGUGAUUCAAAGGCUCAUAACGUGGAAUUAUGUUGUUCGUGUUCCUAGCCAUAUCAGAUGAGAAGGGAUGACCAAUACUUGUCAGGCAAGAGUUUAGGAAGAAGCAAAUGAGGGCGAAUACAUGGCAGAAAGUGAUUCAUCUCUCUGGUCAAAAAAUAAUUACUAAACGGAUGAUGCAUCGGAAGCUAAAGUACUAAUUGAUUCGUGGAUUGAACUGGCAAUUUCGGCUAAACUCAGAAAGUUUCAGAUCACACACACCCCUAGGUCGCUGGUAUUGGUUCAGGUUUCCUUCAUUUCUCCUCAUAUUAUGUCCUCGAAACACAGAACGCCUCUAUUGCCUGUAGAAAUUAGGAUUCGCUGACUACAACCAAAGCGUACUGGUAAUUUUUUGUAUUUGAAUAAAGAGCAGCGGAUCAACACAAAGACGUGCGUAAUGGCAAAAUCACCGGAAGUGCUGAUCGAUUCUCCGCAUCAUGUUAUUUUUCUAAUUACCCAGCACCCUGCUCUGAUUUUCGUGAUUAUUACACCUUCAAGGUAGAGUGGAGAAAACGCCCUUCUUGUGGGUUUGACACAGAUCACCUAUCCCUGAAUACACGCCAUGUGUUGUUGUAGGUGUGUCAGUCAGCUGCGCAAACUACUUUCCGUUCCCCUGUUCAUGAUUGUCAGGGUGGGCCCACUUUUCUCGAGCCAGUCAUUCGACUGAAUUUGCAGUCGGCCGGUUGACAGUCGCAUUGUUGACAUGGUGUGUAAUCUCUGUGUGAGUUCUCGGGUUCUUAUAGUUUGCUUCGAUAAGUGCGUUUUCUGAAAGCCCAAGGCCACUUCAAGUGCCCGAUGUGUUAACGGCAUAACUGCCCUGCUAGCUAAGUCGGUGGAGCACACGGUGUCGUGUGCUCGAGCCUACCGUUGAGCAUUCAUUUUUAAACACUUCGAAGGUGGUGCCUAUUACCCCCAAAUAUGUUGAAGUAGACUAAAACGAGGGGGGCAGAUGUUACGGAGAAUCAAUAAUACUGACCAUACAUUCCCUAUUGGCAAACUUUGUUUACCUACUGGUAUGUCCCCAGCGCCAUCUCAAUAGAGUGUUGCUUAUAUAAAACGAAAAAGAGGGGUACUUUAACAGCAUUAUUGAACUUUCUAUGCUUAGAGGAUUUGGGGAAGUCGCCCACUCAUGACCCACAACAAACGCAGGGAGGCUGUGCCGUUAGUCAUGAAGCCCAUUUUAUACCUGUCAACUAAUGAAGUAGUUCAGCCAGACUCCAAAUCUUCAUCACCAGACGUUUUCGGGGUUAGACGCGGGAAUAAGGAUGGCCCUCUAACCCUUAUCCUAAUCCUAACAAUAAACCUAAACCUCCCUGGAAUUUAGCGUAAGUCCACCUGUAAUGCGAGGAGCCCUUUUGCUGGUGUUCUAUCGCCCUCUGUAAGAUACGAUCUUAUCGGCAGAGGGCCAUGCGAUUACCACAGCCAAAUUUGACCACUAUGUUGGCUAUAUCGCAGUUGGUAGUCAGGACCCGUAUUACAGGUGGUGGGGAGGGGGUUGUUUACUGAGGCUGUUUUGUGGGCUCCAUAAUCACCUCUGACCCAUUUGGCUUCCGUUUUACGUUUGAGGUUAGGAUUAGGGUACCGGUUAAUGGCUUCCGAUUUUCAGGUUUGGGUUAUGCCCUUAGACUUAGGUUUUCGGGUUACGGUUAGGGUUUGAGCGCACGACUGGGCUUCAGUAUUACGGUUAGAUUUUUCAGUUACGUUUAUGUCUAAGGAGUACGGUUACGUUUACGGUUUCGAUUAGAGCUAGGGUUAGGAUUAAUUUUAAGAUUAGGAUUAAGGUCGCCGUCCGUUUCCGCAUUCCUGGCUACCAACUGCGAUCUAGCCACUAUGUUUAACUAAUAGUCCUGAAAAAGAUCCGGCCAAACAGCCUGUCAAGACUGCUGACUAGCCGGCUCCUCUCACGUCUCACCGCUGGUGGAAAGCGUGUCUCAGUUAAGCGUAGGGCUCCUGCUCUCCCCCUUCUCCGUCCUCAUUUAUUGCCACGUCCCGUGAAUGAACAAUGUCCAAUUCCCCAUUUCACUCCCAAUAGCUGGUUUCCCUCACCCUCCUAAGGCUAAAUUUCCCACUAAUGCGGAAGCCGAAUUAUGAAUAGGAGAAAAUAUGUGUUUGCGUCAAUUUUAUUGUCUAAUUGCAAAUGGGACUCUCCGAAAAUUGACCUAAUUGAUUUACACAACUAACUCCGAGUGAUCUAAACACUUCCCUAGUUCCAUCUACGAAUUAGAUGGAUCGGUCCAUUCCUAAACCCUAAUUUCUUUGUGUAGGAGGAAUCACGAUUACAUACUGCAUCGUUCGCUGAAGAAAUAGAUAACUAGUGACAAACGGAAUAAAUAUUGUAGACGUUCCGCCGCAGCGAUCUCGGUUUUGGUCACUUUUUGUCCGAAGAACUUCCUCGUGCUGCUGGGUGAGACAUUACGGGGAAAGGGGACCAUUACUGUGUAAGAAAGAAUGGAAUUGGUCUCAAGAAUAAUCAUAUUAGAGCAGUUGUUCUAGAAACUUUAUAUAUUUUAUCGUGCGAUAAUAAAACCCGUUUGUCUCCUUGUACACCAUGUAUCUUACAGUUCGGUUCAUAGGCUCCUUUACAUUUCCGUUACGAGUGACUAAACUGGGGCAUAUCGCGUGGUUCAUUGUCACGAGGUCAUAUGACUAUUGGGUCAGCGGCAACAGUUUAGAGCGGUCUUUGCGUGGCCUUGACAGACAUUCUGGUCGCUAUAAAUUUGCCAACUUCUGAGUGGGAACUACGAAUGCCAACAUACUGGGAAACCGGCUGGGAUCGAACGCCCUCAAAAUUUGUGCCGUCUGCUGCAUUGUCUCAACUAUCGGCUGGACAAAGUAAUCGCCCCUUCUUUACGACGUCACUGGCAAGUUUGUUGUUCUUCAGUCUGAGUGACCGUUCUGCUGGGGUUGAAGAGCGAGUAUUUUGUGCAGUCAGGAAAUACAAUCGUCUCCGGUAAGAGAUCGGACGCUCUACAAUACUCUGUGCUUUGAAACAACAAAGGAAGCUUUGGUAAAGGCAGCCAAGAAGCGUUUUCGGACGGCGUAAGACUUCAUGCUUUCCCCAGUUGGGGUGAUUUUUUAAAAAAGUUAAUUAUUACCAGCUUGGUUGUACAUAGGUAUAACAGUAUUCAGCUGCGUUAUGAAAUAGUGUCUGAUUAGAAAAUUUCUCAGUCACUGACUGUUUUAACCUCAAAGACAUACAAACUCGAGGGGGCAGUGAGAAACGUGUGUUCGUGCACCGGGUUCCAAAGAUAUGUCCAUGUACGUUUUCUUGUCAGCUUUGUGGAAUAGUGAUAGGUCAUCUUUUAAGGUUUGUUUACUGGUGAAAACGAAGCCUACUGAAAUUUAUGUGGUUCAAGACAGGGCACCAAAAACGAGAGUCGAUGCUAUAUCAGGAAAUUUGUGUAUCAGCAAUUUGUCAUGUCGACUGACCGUAUGAGGGUAGUCAUUCGAAAAGUGCCUACCUUUGCCACAAAAUCAGUGGCAGUAAAAAUUUCACGGAAUUCUCGACGAGGACUGUAAGCAAGUUUGCAUUCCUUAUUAAUUAACCGCCUCAGCACUUACUACAUUGAAGAUGCUGGUGCAUAAGUCAACCCUUUUUAGUGUAGAGUGUUGUUCUCGUCUAAAAUUUGUAACAGGAUCCAAAAGACCCAAAUAAUUGUUUAUUAUUUUAACCAAUGUUUCUUUUCAUUUAUUGAGCUACUGAAAACUUCCUACUCCUGGGUACUAGCCUCAGUCCUAUCGAGAAGUUCAGUUCGCAAAAAGGGUUACUUUUAAAAGUAAGUAGGCCCGAUUUUUCCGUUCUCUUGAUAGUGAGUCUUUUUGAGGUCCACGCCGACUCCCGAAAGUUAGCUUUCGUUGCUAGUCUGACGGGAGCUGCCGCACCAAUUUCACUAUUCUUAAAAGAAGGAAUCGCGCUCACAUGAGAGCGACGCCCGCUGAUCCGUCCCAGUUUCAAGACGGAAAUGGGCGUUUCCGAUUUACUUUGAAGCUCUUGUAGAAAUGCAGUGCAGGCUUUGACCUAGCGACGUUCAAUCAAUAGUCGAAGGAUCCGACCGAUGACGGCAGACAGGACCGAAGAAAAAAAAUUCCAAACUUUCUUGUCUUUAUUUUUAAUAACUCUUAUUUAUGGACUGUCUUGCUUACUACGCCUUAAACACAACCGCAGUGUUAAGGAAGACACUGACAGCCCACCGAAAAUGAAUGUGCGUUUUUCCUCCAUUUUUUCCAUUUAAAAUAACGAGUGUUUUAGUUUGCUGAUGUGUGCUCAAAGCUUCCCGGUGGUCUUUGAGGAGCAGCUUAAUGUGAAGCAUAUUUGCCUUGGCUUGGUGAACCACAAAUAGCUGGCUGUAACCUCCAAGUAGACCUUUGAAUUCAUAAGAUCACGUAACUGAGGUUGCUGCUCCCAAUGGCAUUAGACGAAAGUUAAAAAUAUUUCCAAAGCAAAAGUAUUUUAGCACAAAGCCCUCGAAAAUAACUGGCGUUUCAGUGCGUUUUAUUGUUUCGCCUCUAUAAGUGAUUAUGAAAAUUUCCUUUCGAAAUAAAGCACCAGAAGGAGCGGGACGUUUUAUGGUUCUUUAUAAAAUUCACUAGCGUGAUUCUGUCAUAAACUUCCAUGUGUCCAUUUACGGAGCGUAAUGCCCAUUAGUCUGUACUGAUGCGUACAAUGCAUGUGACGAAAUGCAAAACUGCCCUAAUAUUUGAUGAAUAUCAUGAAGAAACAUCAUGAUGACAUCAUGCCCGAAGAUGUUCCACGUCAUAGGGACCGGAUGAAAUACAUGGCUGUUUUCGGAUAAAAUCCUUUUUGUAGCCAGAGGAACAAAGUAAAGGCAGGCUGUUUCGAUUCUCGUGCGCGGUUACUAUUGGUCAAUCCGCCCAAUGACGUGGAUAGUACCACUUGGCACGCUAAUCUUGCUGCGAUUGUGACGGCUACGAAGGGGUAAGAAGUUAUGCAAUCUAGUCACCUGUCAGCCACCGAGAAGCGAAAUAUGAUCAGCAAUCAAUAGACGGGUCAAAAAUUCAUCCAAUGGCUAUGACAUGAGGCUGAAUAAAUAGGUCCUAACAGGAACAGCCAGCUGGGCGCUCUAACCACGGGAAUGAGGAAGGCUCUCCGAGGUAACAAUCGGGAGAGGGCACCCAAAUAUCCAUUGCCUAGAAAUAAUACCUCCUAUACCAAUUUGAGUAGUUUAUGGCACUACAUAUUUGUCGUUUCAUCCGACCUCAAUUUUAUCUGAUCUGCAGUGCACAUGUUGCCUCACUUAGAUUAUCAUAGUCUCCAACCGUUGAGAUGCGACCGCUGCAGACCGAGCCAUGGUUAAUCAACCUUGACCUAGGCUUACACGGCUGAAGAGUGACAGCAGUAGUGGGGUUGCGGCUAAAUCUACCCUUGCGUACCUUAGGAGAGUUGAGAAACGAUCGCUAUAGACCGACCAUUGGUUUGCCACCCUUCACAUAUGCUUGCUUAGGUCACGAGCGACGACAUUAGUCCGUUUGCGGCUUACUUCAGAACAGUAUAGCUUAGGAGAGUUGGGUAAUGAUCGCUUUAGACCAAUCCUAUGUUUACCAACCUUGACAUCAGCUUCCACAGCUGAAGAGCGAGCGCAGCAGUCGAUAUGCGGCUUACUCUAUGAUAGCAUACGUUCAAACACUUGCGAUACGAUCGCUGUGGACCGGCCCUUUGACUUAUCCAUUAUAGCCAUUUCUUCCUUAGGUGAGGAAUGACCGCAUUUGUACGUAUGCGGCUCAACCUAUGGCACCAUACCCGUUGGAAAGUUGCAAAACGAUCGCCGUAGACCCACCUUACGUUAAACAACCUUAAUAUAAGCUUCCACUGCUGACAAGCGACCGCAGUAGUCCCUAUGCCGAUUAAUCUAUAGUAGCUCACCUACGGACAAUUGCAAUACAAUCGCCGUUGACCGAGCACUUGGAUUAUCAAUUUUCACCAUUACCUGCGGAGGUCAGGAGCUACCGCAGCCGCCAGUGUGCGGCUCAGUCAAUGGCUGCAUAGCUUAGGUCAGUUGCGAUAAGAUCGUUGCCUUGGCCGGCAGUAUUUUUUUGGGUGCCCUCUCCCGAUUGUUACCGUUUCUGAAAAUGCAGCACACUCCGCGAACUCUCAUCCUCUCUCUAUUUGCUUUUUCCGGUAUAAUGAACGUGAUCAGCUAUAGCCACUUGUGCAAAUAGUUCUUGUCCACGUGGACGCGUUGGUCGGACUGCCCAAUGCCGAUCACGUGAUCACCGACUGACUUUUUUUCCACUUAUCCGAAGGCGUUAGCUGUCGCUCCUCGUGACUGCAUGCCCAUACUAUUGGCCCUGUUGAAGUUGACUCGAGCCUUGUGGGUAACGAGCCUUGGUAGGCAGGAUGCAGGUCCGUGGCUCCGUUCAAGUGUACCGGUCGAAGACCAGCUUUGGAGCACCAGGCUAGCUAUUUUCUCAUUGGCCUGCCCAAUGACCUUCGCUUUCUCGAAGACGAAAAUUUGCGCCGCUGUUGUUUUGUAGCCAUAGUCCAGAGACCUUGUUUGCUCCCGUCUGGCUGAAAGCUGGCACUUGUACAAUCUUGUGCCUAGACGUUUACCCCUCUUACCAGCAAACAUCGAAACACAAUAUUGGCAUGCUAUCCCCUAGACCACUGCCGAUCGUUCUGUCGCCAGUAGCCGAUCUUUGGGCCUCACGGUUUGCCGUCUGAUUAUGGGCCACACCAAUCCCAAAGGAUUUCUGGACCCUUGACAGCGCAUCCGAAACUUCUCUUAUACAGGACGCAGGUGCAAAAAUUCGGUUUUUUCAGUCCUCAACGGCGCAAAGUGAGGUUUCCUGAGGCACUUGCGUAUGGAGGAUUUUAAAUAGCUGUUGGCUCCAGGUAGGGCGUCCAAGUAUGUCAACCUUUUUCUUCUUCCUCUUCUUCUUCUUUACUUCUUCUUCUUCUUCUUCUCCUUCCUUGCAUUGCUGUGGCUACAGUUUGCUCGGGCCCCGUAGAAGAGGCUUCUGUCGCUAAUGCGCUUACGACCAUCGGGUUAUUGCUUUGGAACUGAAGGAUGCGCCUACUGUUGGUUGCCUUACAGUAGACCACUGUACUUAUCUUCCCGUCUGCCAAAUUUGCAACUUGUACGUCAACGACGCCCACCGGUUGUUGACAUCUACUUUAGUGGCAAACUGAAUGUCGCACGAGAUCAGGUUUAUCAAUGCCUUGAAGACCUGCAUGUUGAUCUUGUGAUUCCUAUGAAUGCCUACCCGACGUUUCUAGGCAAGAAUUUCUUGGUUACGAACUAAAGACAAGCCAUCUGAGCCUCUGCAGUACUGUUUCAGCAAUUAGUCCAGCUAGAGCCGAACCCAUCACUGUUCACUUCUUUUACUUGCUAACUUACUCGGCAUACGUGAAGAAAGUCUAAAAACACAGUCCCAUGAGUGCAACGAUAUACACUUGUUAAAGCUGCUGAUCAUUAUUAUUGUAUUUUUUCCGGAAAGAUCGUAAAUACUUCCAUAGCCAGAGUGAUCUGGGGAGAGGUAACUAGCAAGGCCAUGUCGAACGACGCCAAAAACUUGUCUACCGCCACUUUUAUAUGCCUGACACGCAUCCAAACUCUUCAGCCGACUUUACCAUCCAAUCCAAAUCCUUGUUAACGACACUCUUGACUUGUGCCCCUCUGGCAGGCUGUGGAGGCGUGUGGGUUUUGGGGCCAGUGAUUGCCAUCUCUUGAGAACUCCCGCAUUCCUCAACUUCAUUCGUCCUGUCUAUGGUAUUCACGGGCUUUUCGAACUCACUGGCAUCCGAAAGCACACUGCCAAUAGGUUUUGAAAUUCUGUUCAUGACGAUCUUCGAGCUCCCCUAAUCGUCUCGCAGGGUGAUGUUAUUCCUCAUUUUCCAUAUUAUCAGAAGUUCCCCAGAUUCUGCCUCCGGAAUCGAAAUCUGAGGGUUGUGUUGGAGAGGUUAAACCGAAAAUUUGCUGCCGCUAAAGCACUAGGAAAAAUUCGCACGAGCAGGGCCAACAGACACGCCGAUUUUGUUGUGACUACGAUGGCCGUAAGCGGGAAAAGGUCACACGAGCCCGCCAGAGGUUGACCACGGAGAGGUCAAAGCUAAUCAACAGCAGACGGUGGCGAAUCAAAGUCCGUGCAUGGCUGGUAGGUUCCGCGGCUGGAUAAAUCAGGACCAACGGGGUUCCCAACUGCAACACGGAGACGAGGAAGUUUCCGAAAAUUCAGUAUGAAUACAGUUGGACUCACGAACCCAUCCAUCUUCUUCCUCCUCUGAGGUUGGGAACAUUGGCUGGCGACGGCUAAUGAACUAGAAAUGGCCAUCCCAGUAUCAUAUGCCUCCGUCGUUACACCUUCGCUGUAUAUGUGUCUGAGUCGUCCUUACGUGAAAACCAAGUAUACGGCGCGGAGGGCGGGCGCUGUGUAGCAUGUAUAGAGAGCCCACUGGGUUUUGUCAGCCAUUAUGCCCGAUCUCAGCAAUAGAUGGGUGGCAGGCUCGGAAGAGCGAAGUGUAACUGUGGUCAGCUUUGCGGAAUCCGCUCGUACGACACUUCAGCGCAUGCCUUAAUAUUGACAAACUUGAGACGCCUGCACCUAUCACAGCGCGCUAAAAGCCCUGGCUUGGAAGGCUGUAAACUGAGGGGGCACUUCGAUACUCGUGGCCAAUACUACCAGCGUAUAUGUAGUGACUAGCUUUAGGAUUCAGUCAGGUUCAAUGGCUACCUUUUAGUAUGACCUCUAUGGAACUCUCGCUCAGAUGGGAUCAAAACCGCCCCCUUUUUCGUGAAAUCGAGUACACUGUGCGCGAACUAGACCGUGUGUGGCACGUGCGGGCCUGUUGGACAUUGUCAGUCACCUCUGCUGGUCCUGACUCAAUCUUGCUACCGGGCCCAGGUGAGUGAGAGAGGAGUGAGUGCGACAGGCCCAGCGAAAGUCUGUUGCCACCAUAAUCCAAUUCUCGCGCAAGUCACUGCCCUGCUGUGGGACGCACGGUAUACAUCAUCGUCAAAGACGACUGAACUGGCAUGAGUACAUGAAAUGUUUUAAACCCUACACUUGCUGAGCGUUAAAAUGUUGCCUUUCGGACAUACCGGUAUUUCAACCUACCAGAGACAAAUUAUUCGAAAUUCGUGCAUCCUGCCCAUGAAAAAUGCCUGAAUGACUCCAAGCAUUAGCAAGUAGUCGGAAAAUGUAUGCUUCGUAGGCGGUUAUUUGCCAUGACUGGGCAACAUGUUGAACUUCGUAUAUUUUCUCAAACGGAAACCAGCAUACGACAACUGCCUCAGAUUUGGGCUCCGUGUCGACACUAACGCUCCAUUCAUUUGUGUUUACAAGCAUUUCAGAAGAUUUUACGGUAGGCCUAAUAUCUUAACAUGUAAUAGUUUCGCACCGGCCUCCCAAAGGCGCCAUUUUACAAAUAUAGAGGAGGCUCACUGGUAUUUCAAAAAUUCCCACAGUUAGCUGCUAAAAAUGCACUGUUCCUAAUGACACGUUACUAUUGUCACUCCUUAUCGUUUGCAACGCAUUGUUUCUUAAGUAUUCUUUUUCAUGGCAUUCUUACCUGACUUCCCGUCCCUACUUGAAUUGUAAUUGUUCAGAUCCCACCGUUAUGAUAUACGAGAUUUUGUUAGCUUAUGCAUAAUUCUCACGACUUGUAAGAGUACAACGGAGUCCGUAUGCCUUUUUCCUAACGCUUAUUUGCUCUAGUAUCAAACGACGACCACGUAUCUUUGCUAAAACAUCCAGUGAAUUCAACUUAGUGCUUUCAGAAAAAUGCGCCACAUGCAUAUUGUUUGGUAUCUUCGAAAACGACGGAUUUUAGGACAGACAGACUAUUUUAAGAAACAUGGGGAUUUUUUCUGGCCGAAACACUGCGAGGCAGUAGGACACCGAAUACUCGCGUCGGUAGUUGUACCCUGGAACUUCCGGUUUUACAGGCAAUUAACUUCACAAGCGGUAAUUAUUUGUAGGCCUCGCUUUCCGGGCCGUCGUUCUAAGGACAGACUGCAGCAUGUCGACUGACUCCCAACAGGCUCUAGCAAGGAGCAAAUUAUCCGCGGGAUAAUUGCUUCAGUCGUUGAGUAGAAGUUUGUCGAGUCAUUCGCUGUGUGUGGAUUUAGUAGUUGCGUUCAGUUUAGGAAUCUGAUAAGCAUACACUGGAGGACACUUGAGUGGACGCAGACAUGGAUUACGCUGAUCUACAUGCGGGCUACGAACAGGAUGAUAUGGACACAAAAACUCCCCACGAAAGGCCAAUCUUUCGCAGGUAUGUCCACGAUCAGGUAGUAGAGCUUCAUAGCGUACGAGCGACUGGAAGUCUUUCAUCGUUCUUUUCUAAAAACAUAGGCUUUAAAAUUGGUUUUGCUUCUGAUUCAUGAAGAUAUCCAAGUAGGCUUUCGUUUUCAGUACCCUCGGGGGCAUAUGCAAAUCCAAUUAGCAGUUUGAUGUUGACUAUUUUGCCAUUUGCUUGUUCUGUCCCAUUUUCUACGUGUACAUUCUGUCAAUAGCGAGACUUAUGGAAGUACCAAAUCGUUAUCUCAUAGAUAUAUAGGAAAGAAUAUGAGGCAGAGCAACUUAUUUCACGGCCUUUUCAUGGGUAUUGGCAAAACGGAACAAUUUUUGCAGAUAGAUGAACGUUGUCUUUUAUUGGUAAAAAAAUAAAUUUACUCCGUUAUUCAAGUCGCAUUUGUCAUGCUUAAUAUCCUGUCUAGUGAAAUGGACAUGGUUUAAACUCCCCGGAAAUUUCAACGAAUUAAGCAGUGUAAUUUAAGUUGGAUGAAGGAGCGAAAACCCAGGCCAGACGAGGAACCCAAAUGUCACUCAAGCCGAACGGCGUCAUGCAGUUUAAAAUCAAUGAAAUAAGACAAACCAAAUUGUUCACGACGCAUUAUUGCAAAGCCUUAUUUGUUUUGAAUAUUCUAAGUCCAUCCUAAUUUAGUAUCCUUACUUCCUACUUCGCAAAUACCUGCAUGAUAUUUGAGAGUAUGAUAGCUUUGAAAGCUGUUCUUGUAGUUUUUGAAAGGCCUUCUAACACUACAUUUUUAGUGUUCAUCUACUUUUCCUACCAUUUGUAGAACAAUCACGGAUAAUAUCUCCUCAGGUUAGCGAGCUUUUAUAUUUCUCCGAAAAUUUAUUUCGUCUCAAAUAUGUAUGAGAACUUAAGGAAUGCGAAUGAAAAACCGUGAAACAUACGGUUUUAGUAGAUUUGAGAAAGGCUCUCUAACGUAAAACUUGCAUUCCAAAAAUCGUCAUUGAAAAGAUUAAUGCAAAUUGGCACUAUUUUACCUAAAGACUGUUUAUGGAUAAUCUCGCAGUUCACACUGCAACUCGGUUUAUGAUAGUUAAAGCACUUUAAAUUGCCAAAAGCAGGUAAAACUGUACAAAGAAUGCAAACAAGCGUAUUUACUUGCCCUGUACGUAGAAUCUUCAAGCAAGUGCCAGCGUCUUCAGAAAAGUGUUUCUAGUGUUAAAGUGCCCUCCGAUCAUCUCAUCCAUGUAAAACUGCACGAAAAAUUCCUCUGAAAAAAGAUUAAGCGCCACAUUGUGAAUGCCACUUGGCAUAGCCAGGGCAGAAGGGUCUGAUAUUUGAAGCCGGCCAAGAGGUUUAUCAACCAUAUGAGUGAAGACUGCUGUCACUUGAAUCGUUCAUUCACGUCUAGUCUUUAAACUGUUCCUCGUUUUAGUAUCUUUUCAUCAAAUCAUCAAUUAUAUCUCACUAUAAUACCCUAUGCUCUAGGCGGGAGUUUUGGGUCUCUGAAACACCACUUCUGUGUAAAAUUGAAAGAUACCUCUGUUUCGUGCUAGUGCGUGUCGCACAAAUUUCGGCUUUCUUAAUACCGAUGUUUCGUAAGUCGCGGUUUAAUAAUGCAGCAAGCAAGAAAACACUAGUCGAUGCCCGAAAUUAGCCGAAAUUUGCAGAUCUGGAAUACUGUUGGGAUCCGUCUGAUAAUGCUUUUUUUCAAUAGAUUUGUUGUUGAUGGGCAACCUCUCUUGUGUGGUCAGUUAAACCGCUGCCGGAUACGCCACUUUCGCAAGCCGAGCUUUGAGCGGCAUGGCAGUCGAGGUCAUCCUGCGACUUGUUGAAUCCAUUGUCUGCAGUUCCCCUCAGGCAGUCCGUCCGUCAAGACAAUAAAAUCUCAAACUGAAGAAUUUUUACGCAUAAAUCCAGCAAACACCCCAGUACGUGUAUAAAUAUGCAGAAGGAGAUUAUCAACAAAGACAAGGAAGACUGGGACGGCGAUUUUCGUCCCAUGUGCAGUCGUCAGCCAGCCUUACCCCACCUCACGUUUUGGGUGUACUUGAUGUUUGAACCCGAAUUCUUUCAGUUAGUAAGCGUUAGUAAGUUCAGCGCCCUAACCAUUGGACUGCGAGCCCGUUGGCCUGUCGUUUAUGAUCGAGAGUAUUAACCGUGUUGGAAAAACGUUUGCCGACUGGGUUUCAUGAACUGCCCGUCCCGUUGUGCUUUGAAGCUCGAUCUAAGGCUCACACAGACAAUGCUGUGGGAACAAAAUUCUAUUGCAAAAACGUCGUGACUGUCUUCCAUCUUCUUGUCAUAAGUAUGGACAAUGUGCAAAGCAGUUAACACUUUAAGUGGACACAGUGAAAAAUUCCACGGUUGACUAAGUUCUGCACCAAUGCACUUUCAUUGCAUGUCGUCCGCCGGCCCGGUUUUGCUGUGUCCAUUUUCACUUAUAUUCGGGAACUCUAUCUGGGAGUCUAAGUCGACAUGCGUAUUAGUGAAUACGUCAUCUUGUUGCAUCGGAUCCUUGUUUUUAGGGCAGGCAUCAACGGUACAUGUUUCCUCCCAUGUCACUGUCUCGUAACAAAUGGGCGCAUGGACGGUAGGAAUAGAUGGUCUCGUCGUCUAACCGCUAUCUGGGUGCUCAUAUACUCAGAUACGGACGGAUUUCCUGAUCUUGCUGCAAUAGACCACAUUGCAGGCACCACGUGGGAUUUGUUGAUGAGCUCUAUCUUAUAGAUCUAGGCAAUCCUCUCCAAGCAUGUCAUGCCGACUAUGACCGAAUGGGCUUCUUUGACGUGCAAAAUAGGCGGACUCACUGCCUUAUUUUACCGCAGGCGAGUUUAAGCACAAGGAGACCCCAUGGUUCAAGUCGGGUAGCUCAGUGUUAUCAAUUUUAGAAAAUAACAUUUGCAAAUUUAAUGUUUGAGUGGCAUAAGGCGGCCGAGUCCUGAUUUUCCCGUUAAGUACGGCAACACGUGGGCAAGCUAGCUGCCAGAUGACCGGGAUGUUGUCGUGAAUUAUCGAAUUUUUACGUGCAACUGAGAUCAUUUCCAACCAUUUACUUUGCCCUGUUAUCAAACGAAGAAGACAACUAUGCCCUUUGACCAUUCAUUUUUUGUACCUUCAUUUAACUUCACGCCAUGUCGUUCCACACUUUUAAAAGCCUACUUUGAAGCCCUUAUAUUGUCUAUGAGCGUGUACUGUGGCCUUACUGUUCACCGGUGUCCUUUAAUGUAUACUUUGUUAUCAAAGUCUCGGUUCCUACGUAUUAGAUCAGGCAAAUUACAGACAAUCAGGCUAUAAAUAUCGGAAAUUAUUAAGGACAGGGCUUGGGGGUGAGAUCUUACGACAUUGCCUUUUAUGAUCGUCCCGAAAUAUUGGUGGGUUUUAGGUCAAAAGCAGUAAACGUCUGCGAGACAACCGCGUUAUGCCCAUUUUUUUCACAAAUAAUACUACAAGUAGCAUAAUUCUCAUGUGACGAAGGCUUUGCCGUACUCCCAACAAACUGGCUAUAAUCACUAACACGAGUUUUAUCGAUUUUUAGUGUUGUAUGACGCAGCGGUGAGGGGGUCAGUCCCUUAAUGGGUCUCCCAGUGUUCCUUGUCCUGGUUUUUGGCAUAAGAACCCCAAAUGAAUAUUGAGCUAAUAAUUUCGGAAAGCAUAAAUUGCAGGACUUUGAGUAAAGUGGGAAGUAUACCGCUUAUAGUACUACUUGUAUAUUUGGUGGGUACUGUGAGCCAUUCAGUAGAAGUUAAUUGUCUAAAAGUCAAAAGUUCAUUGAAAUUUCAAGCCCGACCCUAAAGCGCCAUGUCCUAGGCACUCAAAUCCAAGUCCUACCCUUAAUAAUUUACGAAAUUAUUAGCCUAAUUGUCUGUAAUUUGCCUGACUUAAUAAUUCUUACAAGAACUUUGAUAGUAAAACAUACAUCACAGGACACCGGUGAACAUUAAGGUCAGAGUACAGGCCCAUAAAUAAUGUAAAACGUUCCGACUAAGCUUCUGGAACGGCAGAACGACAUGACAUCAAAUAAAAUGAAGAGGCAAACAUGGCGUUUAUGGCCAAACGCCAUAGAGGCUUUCUUCGUUUGAUAACAGGUCAAAGCAACUAGUCAAAAAUAACCUGCGCAUAAUAAUUCGCUAAGUUGUAAGCUUGAUUUUUAUCUGGUGUUAAUGUACCAAAAACCAGUCUGGGGGACGAUUGGGUACCCAUUGCGAACCGAGUCGCUUCCGUUUGCAUCCUACAGCAGCGAAAACGUCCGUGAAACAUGUGUCUGGACCUUUAGAUAGUACCUACUUUGACAGUGUGGUAAAACCUUCAGAUACAAAUAAGGAGUUCAAGGAUGAAAGACUUUUUGUCUAAACAAAGUGACCCUAGAUGACCCAAAAUGAAAAAUACAAGGUAAAGCUUCCUUUCAAAGCAGUAGAUUUCAUCUCAGAAGCAUUUAUAACUCCGUCUUCUCUUAUUUUCUUCCAUACUCGCCGCUGUGUUGGUGACGGUUUUAUUACUUGCUUCCUUUUCCACAGAUCAGCACUGUCAUAUGGAUGCCGAACGGACGGCGAUUGACAGGGUUGCUCGGCGGAAGCUAAUCAUUGCCAGCGGUCUUUGUCUCUUCUUCAUGAUUGGUGAAGCUACUGGUGAGAAGAUGCUCCUUUACUGUGCUUCUUGCCCAUUUUACUAUAAUUGUGUUCUCAAACAGCGUUUGAUGCCCUCAAGAGAAAAUAUUUUGACAGAGAACUUUAGACGGUCCUUUAAAUCGCCUAUAGUUUGGACCUCAGCUUAUUAUUCGAAAUUGGUAUGCCCAUCCGCAUACUAAUGCAUGCAUUGUCUUGAUAUUUAAUAUUGCUUAGUACUGUGAAUGUCGAUACUCCACCCAGCCCUAGGAUCAGAAGUAGCCGACAAUCGCCCAAUUUGUUUUCGAUGUUCUGGGUGCUGAACUAUCAGUACUAAGCUGGCAAGAUAGGCGAAUUUCCGGUGUUUUCUUUUUAUGACUCAAAAUGAGUCUAUUUUUAGUCCGUCAACUACUUUGUCAAGACCUCAAUGCAAAAAGCUAUACGAUAGCAUUUAUUGAUGUUUAAAAAGACUGAGUUAGUUCGCCGUGCCGAAUGAACAAAGCAAGCUUCAAUAACACUGACAGUUAGAGUGUGGAGGUAGCAUACAUCAAGAGUGUUUUGCAGAAAUAAGUUUCAGGGUUUUUGAAUUUUACUCAUACAUUUUUCAGCAUUUAGAUGAUGCAGCCCAUCUCGACGUUGGGAAACUUUUGUAAUUAAAUUAACUGAAUAAAUUUGUUCCGUGUUUGAACCGUCUGAUGAAGGACAAAGUUUGUCGCGUUAACGUGACGAUUUCCCUCCCUCAAAAGAAAUUUCACUCGAACGUCUUCUUUAUACAAUUAAUUCACGACUAUAUAGAUGUAGGUCUAUCUGCCAUUGAGAUUAUUCCGUUGCAGUCUCUUUUAUUUAACUUACGAGUAUUUCAGAGCUAAAAUGACACAUAUGUUAUUCUUGCCUUUUUGCAAAAAUCCCCGAACCUAACAUCCACUUCCCAAAGGAUGAUUUUGAUAUGAAGCUUUUGCGAAACUGUCCACAGCUAAACUUCGAAUCAAAAUUUUACAGCUCUCGCUAGGUGGUAAAUUAGCCUUCAGUAACAUCUGCAGCAAAAUUCAGUGCAUAUUUUGCGACCAACAUUACUCCAAUCCUAAAUCGUUGCUUUCUUAAAAUGCAUCCAGGGGUCUUUGCAUGGUUUAAAAUUAAGAUGGUCAGGUUCUGAACAACUUUAUUUCAUCUCUCUAGUGUUCUGCCUUUACAGGUGGGGCUAUUGCGCACAGUCUAGCUAUCAUGACAGACGCUGCCCACUUGCUUACUGACUUCGCCAGUUUCCUCAUCAGCCUCUUCGCAAUCUACCUUGCUAGCCGUCCUGCUACCAAACGCAUGAGUUUCGGAUGGUAUCGUGCAGGUAAGGUUUCCGGUGUAUUCUCCGUCUAAUAAACAGUUUCAUCAGCGUUUCCAAGAUAGUUUAGUAUGAUUUUCGUGUCAGUGAGAGAACUGUGUUUGAUCUAAAAGAGGCCCAAACAUCGGUCAUCUAAGUGUACAAUUAUUUACUAUACUGGCAGAACAGGUACUAGCUAAAGCCCAGACACGCGUGUUUCCCCGAUCUUGUGCUGCUUGGGGUUCGGCUCAUCAGUGGGUCCCCAGCGUUCCGCAGGCUUUUCUUCCGGUACCAGUAAUUGUAUACUACUGGCUGCCUAUUGGUGGCUUGUGAAUAUUACGCGGCUAUUCCGCCGUAGCUGAUGGGUUUCAGCCCCAAACAUUCACGGCAACUUUCGGGCCGAGCCUGAAAUGGUCUGCUCCGAAGGAUUUACUCUAAGGUCACUCAUCAAUUUCCUAGAUAUCUAGCUCUCUUGUUCAACGCAAAUGCACCCAGAAUAAAUAACACCGGCCAUAAACCAUUCCCUUGACAAGAAAAGGUUUGAUGCUUGCCGGAAAAAUUGCCCAACUGAACCAAAUAAGUAAUUAUCACCGGCAGGUGAUAGAGAAUUUACUUCGGCCCAAAUCUACAAUCACACAUGCCGCACCUCAGGAAGGUAGCCUUCGAGGUUGAUGGUCAUUGCUUGAAGAACACCAGAGUGCAUUCAAAGGACGGAAUCGUAAACUGAAAGAUUCCAGAUUUGAGAAAGGCUGGUAACUCUAGCUAGUUUAUGCGGCCGCUUUAUCGAUCCAGAUUUCUGGCUCAGUGUGCAUCGAUUAGUCGGCAUCCGCUAGUUUGUUGUUCUUACGGCCUUGGGAUUCCAAACUACUGAUUUGUUAGCUUGGCCUCACCUGUGGUUCAAAAAAGCCAAAAGUGUGCGCAUAUUGGUUUUUGCUCGGCGUCAUGUUAUGAUUGAGCGCAUGGCUGGCCGAAAAGGGUACGAAUGAGCCUGAAAUAGGUUCCGUUUCAGUCGCUUUGUCCUUGUCGGAGCAUCGCUGAGUAUUUAAAGUGUCUAGCGAUUUUGGAUUUGUGUAAAAAAGCAGGUUAGGCAUGCUAAUGUAGGCUGUUAAAAUCUUCGGCUUCAACCAUAAAGGUGGAUCGAAUUCUUAGUCGCACAUUAAGCAGAUCAGUCUGACCGGACCUUUGAUGUAUUAAUAAGCCCACCCUAGCCUACCAUUUACAUAUAGCCUCACAUAUUUUAGUGUCUCGUAAUCUUCCCCGUUUAGACUCAUUCUGUGAGGGUUGAUCAGACGGAAAAGUAGACGCAGUCAAUGAUCUCAUAAAGGCAGCACUGAACCCUUGUGCCAUUAGAAAUCACCUCUGCCACAGCGCUGAUUCGAGCAAGUAUUUUUUUAGAGGUGGGCAAUUUUUUUCAAUUCGUAGUGUUAUUUUACCCAACAGCACGGAGUAUAAUCUCUGUUUUCGUGGAACAUCGGACGUAAACAAGACAGGAAUUUCGUCAUUGUAGUGGCAGUUUCCUAUUUCUCUUUUUUCACAGAGGUUGUCGGCGCUCUGAUCUCAGUCCUCAUGAUCUGGCUGGUUACGGGUAUUCUCGUCUACCUGGCAGUUAUGCGAGUCAUUCAUGAGAACUACGAAAUCGACGGCAAGGUCAUGCUCAUCACAUCUGCUGUCGGAGUCGCUGUGAACCUUAUGUAUGUGUGCCUUGCGUGCUUUGCGUGCUUUGCUUUAAGAUUUUUGUUUUUUACCGAAGGGAUGGUUCGUUGAGUAAAAAAAAUAAUUUCUCAUGUUAGGAAAAUGCCGAAAUUUAAAGGUGGCUGCAGAAAUUAUUUAUUAGCAGGCAUUUCUGAUCUUGUGCACUAGACACAUGGGAAGUGCUGAACCCACAUGGGCAGAAAUCUCAUGUUGCGAGACCACAAUUGUGAUUUGAGGUGAAUGGAACUUCGACUGAUUCGCUAAAUGUCGGAGUUUAGCGGUUUCGACGGACAGGUUAUGAUUCACUGAUAUAUAUGUAUACAUGUCAAGUCAGCCUGUGACCCUCACUAUUUUGGUUAGGAUCUCAAUCCAUCCCAUUCUGUGCGUCCGCCAGUUUACUUCUUACGAUAAGGAACUCUGCGUCAUAGGACACAUGACAGUUCAACCAUCGUUGCGGACGAUGUCCACCGUGUGCUCCACAUCAGGUGAAGCAGGCGAGGCGACUUGCGCGUGAAUUAAUUUAUAGUGAGUGUAGACUUGCGAGGCAUCUACCGCACCCUCUUUUUCCUGCCGCCUGCGCCCGGUGUGAAGACAGAGUCAAGAAGACCGGAGAUGAGAGAAGACGCAGGUGUCUGACAUGGCCGGACCCGCACCUGGGUGUACAACCACACCCUCUGGUCCACAACAAACACUUGACAAGGAUUUUAACCAAUAACAGCAACACUACAACACGUCAGAAGGACGAAACAACUAGGCAGCCAUGCUCAUGACUUGCAUACCUAGCGGGAGCGCAAGCGCAUCUACCGGCGGGGAACCAGGGGACCCCGACGGUCUUUAAUAAAAAAUUAUUAUCGUUAGUAUUAUUACUAUAGAACUGCCGGCGCAUACCAGGCUGCGAGGGCCAUGAUUUGCUGAUCAUGGCAUAGCAGACGCUUACAGACCUUUACCGACCAUUAGUAACUGUGAAACAACUGCGUCUGGUCUGUUGCACUUUUAAUGGGCUGCUUACUUACGAUUCGAACAGGGUGAUUGCUGUAGGCUUUUAAGGUCGCCCUUUUAAUUCUAUUCUUAACACCAAGGUCUGGAUCUCUUCCGGAGAUGGAUGGGCUCGAAUUAAGGAUUCUCUAAUUUGUCUUCACACUACCUCUCCUCAUUUCAAGCGCAGCCUUUUUAAUAAAAGCGAAUACUUCACAGGAGUGCGAUUCAUCCUGCUUUGAAUUCGUUGAGAAGCAAAAGACUCGCAAACCAGUAGGAUUCUUUUAUCUCUGCUUAACUCGCGUCAGUUAGUGAGACACCACAGUAUUAAUUCCUUGCCAUUUUUUGUGUCAUAUAAGCCAGUUGAAUCUGGGGAAACAAGCUUUACUUGGAACGACUGCGCUUUCAGAGAAAAUUGUUCGAGGUAACGAGAAGUAACAUGAUCAUCUGUGUGCUGCCUAAUUCACAAAAAGAUUACAGGAAAUGAACGACUCUGGAUACCUAGGUUCCAUUAUUCUAAAUGAAAUGAGUAAAUGCGUCGAACUAGAGCAGUGUGGGGUAGAGUUACAGCCCUACACUGCCGCCAUAGAUUCUUCUCCAUUGUUUCAACCAGAUUAGGGUAAUUUUUGAGAACUUGUUGCGUCCUUGACCUUCUCCUAACCUUUUGUCAUUCGAGUCUUGAUUUCCGAACGGGUUGCAUUUGAUAAUAUUCAUUUAAGGUCACGUUGUGCCAAUCCUGACUUAAAUUGGUUUCACCAACAGGACACUUCCGUUUAAGCAACCGCGGAACUAUAAAUGUUGGCUCAAAUAAAAUCCAGUUUAGCUCGCCGUAAUGCGUAAGGUUUAAUCUAAUUCAGAGCUGCUGUCACGUAAACGCCACCUCUCUCAAUUAAAGUGAACAACAUAUGUUUGGAGAACUUUGAGCCGCAUAAUCCUCCAAUUUCUUCGAGCCUAAGCAUUUUUCAGCUUCUUCUUUGGAUCUCACAUGCGAUUUUCAAAAUCAAAAUCUCGCAAUUCACUGCCCGUUCGAUUGACAUGCCUAGGUUUUCUGUCGAGUUGUGGUUACGCUCCGACUAGUAUUUUCGGGUUUUUUCAUAUCAGAACUUGCGCUGCAGUUGACAAUUUAGCCACUUCCCUUAUUUUCGGCUUCGUAAAGAUCGUACGAAUUUUCAUUGAAUUCUCCUAAUGUAAAGCACCACCAAGUGGCUAUGCUUAUCGAAUCCGAAGAGUGUAAAUAAUGCGACCACAAAGUCAAUGCUAGGAUGGCGUAAAUUUUGUACAUAACAGCUUUAGAGGGAUGUUCUGAAACACUCAGAGGAAUGCGAAGAUCGGUAGUGCAUAGGAAGCAUGCGAAGAGAAUGUACGAGCACAUUUCAUCGGAUUGUAAGAUACUGAUAACACGCUCGUCCUCUCCCCUCCGAAUUGACAAGGAAAGAAAUCAUGUUAAGAAAAAAUGGCUUAAUGUAUUAGAUGCAGUCUCGUAGUACUCAUGUACUCAUAGUGCUCAAGCAUACUCUGUGGAUCCCAGUAAACGCUGACUUCAUUUUUGUGGAAUUUCGUUUCUUAAUGUUAACAGAGAUAUUAUGACGCAUUUGACCUUUUCGUGCCCUUGGAAUUUUUUGGCUUUCCAAAAUAUCAGGCUUGUGAUUUCCGCUGAAGUUUUUGACGAAAUUAUCGUAAGUUGUUGUACCGCACAUUUCCUCUGAACAAGGUAGAAAGAAACACUUCCUGUCAAGUCAAUAUCUGCCAGAUGUAAUACUUCUGUCGUUAUAGAUCUGAAAAGACAGGACCUCUGAGGUAUUCCGAAAAAUAUGAACAUUUAUUUUUCUCAUCUGGGCUAACACAUGUCAUUUUUUGGUAACCAGUGUAGACUUGAAAGAGUAAAAGUAUCACCUCCAAGACAAUUUUAAGUAGAUAAGCUCAUUAAAAGUAUUUAUUGAAUAUGCUUCUGUACCCAUUCAUCGGAUAGAAAACUUGAUAAUAUCCUUGAUAUUUUGGAACCAUUCGAUUUUGAGCCCAGGCUGUCCUUUAUGUUUUCCUUCACUUUAAUUUAAAUGAUUAAGUGCUCAUAACCUCAGGACGUAUUUCAUCAGUGGGAAUUUUUCCACAAAGCCAUCACCAGAACAUAAGUUGCUAUUCAGUAUAGCACCUUUUGGCCAAUUACUCACUCUGAUUGUCGGCCAUUUCCAUGAGAUCACAAUGAGACGGAAGUUGAAAACUCUGGUCACUAAAGAGCAACCGACUACAUAGUUGUUCAAUUAGUUCAAUACAAAUUCAUCUAGAACCUCUUUUCCCUUCUCCGUUCGCAGCAAUCUGCUAAUAUCUAUUGAAUAAGACAGUUCGCCUAUAAAACUCAUAUCUUUAAAACAGAAUUUCGCAUACACAGAAAAGCCCGUUCUGCAUAAUUAACUUGGUCCCUUUCUUGUCUGAAGUCAAAUCUUGUGUCUUCCGACCUUUUUUCUGAGGGGCAGAAAUAAGUCGUAAGCAGUUAUUCCAGUCUCCUCUGCCUUUAUAAAUAGCGUUUCUGAAAUUUCAUCGGUCCCUUGUUACGCGACAGACUCUUAGGGCUCAGGACGACAGCCACAAGGCAAAAUGUAGCAAUCGUGCCAUAUUUUGCAAUCCAUUAAACUCGCCAAACGUCGCCCAGAGUGACCACUAAGUUAUCCCAUUUUUGAACAGGGAAGAUUAGGCAAUUAGAAUGAAAAAACAGCAGCUUGAAAAUCGUAGAAAUUGGAGAAAUGCACACCUUGUCAUAUAUCGUGGAUUGCUUACUGUACAGACCGUAUGAAUAGAGGCUCCGAUUGCACUUUUGUUUUCCAUCUACCAUACGUGAUGCUCUUCUGCUGAUGCGUAACCUUAGUCUUUCUGGUCUGAAAUUGAGCCACGACGUGGCGCUAAGUCCGAAGUAUUCAAGGACACCGUGUAUCAUUUAAAUUUAAACAAUCUUGGCUACUGAGGAAAUGAGUGUGGUCGGUGUGAAGACGACUAUUACUGAAAUGCAAAUACACUUCCGUUUUUUAACAUAUCCCAAUUCAAAACAUAUGAUCCAUGGUCUGAAAAUCCCCCUUGUUUCAUGCAGUGGAAAUUAGACCACCCCCUACAAAACAGCUAUAUGUCUUUGAUAGUAGCAGAACCAGGCCAAAUUGACUUAUAAUUUACACCGUCGGUGUCGACGCCUCUAGAUCUCUAUCCCAUGAAGUUGUCCACACGUCGAGUAUUUCAGGCUUUUCUUCUUGAUUGCUCAUUUAGAAUGGCACUUACGUUGCACCAACACGGACACACGCACGGAGGCAGUGAACACAGUCAUGGUGGCUCAAGCCACGGCCACAGUCAUGGAGUGCUUUCGAGGUUGAAGAAGUUCUUUGGCUCAAAAAUCCUCGAUCGUACCAGAGGCAGCGGCGGCGGCAGUACAACCAACAUCUGCGAGGCAGGUGAAUUUCGCAAUGGUCUCAAAAAGAGUUACACCGAGGAGAAACCAAAGGAUGAUGAGGGACACCAGCAUGCGCUGAGGACUAUGGACGAGGCGGGCGUUAGUGGUCCUGGAGACGCUGUCGCUGAUGAUGGAGACGGAAAUGAGAGAUCGACGGAAAGCGAGAAUAUCAAUGUCCGAGCCGCAUUCAUCCACGUGAUUGGUGACUUUCUUCAAAGUAUAGGUGUUAUGGUUGCCGCAUUUGUGAUCUUCUUCAAGGUAAGACGGUUGGUUCAUGAAUAGAGGGAUAGUUUUCGCUUCAACUUAACUUAAUUAAGAUGAAAAUGGAGGAAAAGGUUGAUUCCAAGCCCAACCGCAUACGACCUAAGCUACACGAAUUUUAGUCGCGUUUGGCUAACCAAUUAAGAUCUAGGUUAAUGAAACGUUUGUUCCGGCCUACACUCCCGAAGUGUGUCUUUAAAUGCAGAGGCUUUUGCUACUGCACGGUAAAAAUAAGGAUUCUUAAAUGUCUGUGGCCCUUUGCAACUACAACAUUUCCUUCGAAGUCUUCUGCGUUUUUGUAGGCAUUUCUUACCUCAAACCUAUUUACUGUGAGUAUGUCCUGUAAGUUCACAUGCAGAAAACAAAUGCUACUUUCAUGAUAGGUCAACUUUGAAGUAAGGACAAUAGAGGCCUUACUGAAUUGGAUUGUUUGCAAAUCAGCGGUCCUAUAAUGAAGUGUGAAGGCCUCUACAGUACACUUAAAUCAACAUUAACUGGUAAAGUGUGACGUCAUUCUAUAGGGGACCUGUGGAAAUCAAUCCAUCUAUUGAGGCCUUAAAGGUUUGGUACUGAUGCAUUUGUGAAAACGUUUCCUCCUUUCCUUUCGAACGACGUAAAAAAUACAGUUUCUUUUCGUGUCGCCGCGAUUCCUAAAGUUCGAUUCAGAGUGUCGCGGUCUUAACGAAAUGCCCGCCAACGACCAUGCACCUUUCAUUUUCAUUCCUUUCUGUAUCGACGUACCUCCUUGGUAUAUCCGUCAUCCCUCGAUCGGUAUUAAAAAAAGACGUAAACCGUUGGCUUCUUAUUAUUUUUAGCCUGAAUACAAAAUUGCUGACCCCAUCUGCACCUUCAUAUUCUCCGUCCUCGUUCUCCUAACCACUGUCAGUAUCCUCAAGGACGCAAUGAAUAUUCUAAUGGAGGGCACACCAAAGGGCAUCAAUUUUGCGGAGGUGCGUCAGGCUCUCUACGACAUCCCCGGUGUGGUCGAGGUUCACAAUCUUCGUCUGUGGAGUCUGACCACCACAAAGAGCGCUGUCUCGGUUCAUUUGGCCGUAUGUACGUGAGGAGCGCUUGAUCAAGCAAUGUGUAUCACACCCGGUGGUUAAAUAUUCCUCUUAAAUGUUUUGGAUGUCAUAAAGCACUCAACUCUAGACUUGGAACCAAAAGAAUUUUGUCUGUCGUUUCUUCAUGCAAAGAAAAGCCUGUGGUCGCUGCAAGCUCAGCCGUAUCAGUCAGAGCUUUCAGAAUCUUCAGAGAUUGGGGGCGCAAAAACAAAAACAGCAAUAACAACUCCUUCAAAGUCUGACAGUGAGGAAGUGAGAAGGUUGUAUCCUUGACUAAGCUGGAUUCACGCUGUUUAAAUCGCAUUGGUUUCAUGUUGUGACGACCGUAUGCCUCUUUCACUGAGAACCGAGCUGCGCCAUCUGGACGCGUAAGCGUAAUACGGGAGAGAGGUUGAGUUUAGAGACCCAGGCCUUGAGUAGUUCUCGUCCCGUCUUGUUGCCGGCUCGUGCCGGUAUCCGUAUGCUCACGAAUUCGAAUUCGUGAUCUUACACCGGAAUGUAAGUAACAACUUGAAACAGCCUAUCGUAUCUACUUCCUCUGGAAUUGUUUCCACCUACAGGUUUGAAAAAGGCGCGAUUUGGACCUGGAUCUUCUACAAGUCCAGUGCUCUACCAUUCAGUUACGUUCUCUCCGUUGCGAUUGGAAAUGUUCUAUGCUAUGAAAGUUCACUGACCUACCAGGUUUCCAGAGGAGCAUGUACCUAGUUAUUGUCGGUACUCCUUUGCAUAAUUACCGGUAACUGCGCAACCACCUGUAAGAACUAAAGUAUGCGAGUUCGAAUCACAAGUUCUACAAGUUCUGGGGUUGCGUAAAGCUGACUGACGAAAGCUGACGAUCCAGAAGUGGCCAUCGCGGUCUCCCGUCUUUUUAGUUCUCCUUCCUUCCAUACCUUUCUGGUCCCUACGUGACUGGCAUCAAGGGCUCCAAAUUGAGUUCCAAGGCGCAGAGGGACGAGCACCAUAGUUAACAUUGCUGAUCACAACGGACAGGAGGACGGACCUGAAACUCAACGGUAGAUUUCCAAAGAACAGGGGUUUGAGAAUCAGGUGUGGCGAACAGCCGAGCAGUUUAGACAGGGCGGACUAACUACUACUACUAAGUCAGAAAUGGUCAUCCAGGUCGCCAUUUGUCUUUCAGUAUAUGUUCCUGGUCGCUAUGCGACUGCCAGCGAGGGCUCUGCAUUGAGCCCCAGGGCAAAAUGCGGCGAGCAUGUCGCUUAACGUGAUCGGUAAACGCACUCCCUAAGCAUAGAUAGGCAUGUAUUUUCAAGAAUAUUUCAACCUAAUGCUAGCUUUUUUAUAUUAAUUCAAGAUAAUUGCUGCGCAUCUUAGAAUACUCAGUCUGCUUCUGAGUGCACACCUACAGCCAAAGUCAGAGGGUGGAUGCAAGGGUCAGAUCGACUGUUCUAUAGUCGCGGGAUCGAGCCAUAGGUGCUCCAUACUUCGGGGUUGCGUAUGACUGGCUGCCGACGGCUGAUAAGCCAGAAGUGGCCAUUCCAGUCUCCCUUGUGUUUGUCGGUAAUACCGUUUUGUUCUGUAGUCACCAGUGAAUCCAGUUUUGGCGAUCACUUUCAUGCGCAAUCGUAGAAGAUGCCUUAGCUAUUCAAAUGUACAUUUACCUUAAAUAUUUAUUUAAGUAGUGAUGUUGGGAUGACAGUAAUGACGAAGGCAAGGCAGACAGGAAUGGCUAUUUCCGGCCUAAGGCCUUUGUCAGCUAUUCAUACCCAACCCCGAUUUUGGGAACACCUGAAUCUCGAUCCCGUGACUUGCUGGUUAGAAGUCCAUCACACUAACCUCUGAGCUCCGGGUGUUGCACGCCUCGGGGCUGGGUAUUGCUGACUGAAUACGGCUAAUAAUCCAGAAAUGGACAUUCCAACCUUCCUUGUCUUUAUCGACAAUGCUAUUCUGCCUGCAUUACGCGCGCCAUGCAGCUGCCGGUAGGGCUCGUGAGAGGGCCCCUAGGCACAACGGAAUAAGUGAGUUCCCUACUACGAUCGGUGAGCGCCCUCUGUUACAGUAACGAUGUUGUUCAACCGGAGAUGGAUGCGCGAAUUGACUGUAGAUUUCCAAAUUUGCGAAUUAUUGUUGGGCCUUUGACAGAAUACCCACUUUCAGCCUAUAUUACUUAUCUGUAUACUUUUUCUACUUCUGAAAGCGCUACCAAGCCUAACAACUGACAUUUCUGCUGCCACCUUUUAGCCGACCUCGCACUUACUCAGGAUAUCUUGAACCAGGCCAAUAAAUUACUUCGCCGGCGUUUCUUCGUGCAGGAGGUGACUAUUCAAAUGGAACAAUAUGUUGCCGCGAUGGCUGACUGCUCAAAGUGCCAGGAACUCAAUGAGUGA
Spirometra erinaceieuropaei is the source of this 44839-nucleotide messenger RNA. Lineage: Eukaryota; Metazoa; Platyhelminthes; Cestoda; Diphyllobothriidea; Diphyllobothriidae. The record is from the annotation of a GenBank genome assembly.